Molecule: messenger RNA, 88339 nt
Organism: Podarcis lilfordi (Lilford's wall lizard)
Lineage: Eukaryota; Metazoa; Chordata; Lepidosauria; Squamata; Lacertidae
Source: the annotation of a GenBank genome assembly
AUGGAGGUGGUGGACGAGAAGGAGGCUCUGCGGCGCUUCUUCGAAGGUAGGUGAGCGCCAAGGCGGCGCACGCGGCGCGACGGGACGCCGAGCUCGACGCCCGGGCUGUUCCUCGUUCCCCCUCGAGCGGCGUUGUUUAUUCGGAGGUCCGCCGCGAGAGCUGCCCCGACGGCGCCGCGUGCCCGCCGGCGGCCCCCGUCAGCGCGACGCGCGUCGGGCGGCAAAGUUUUGUGAGCGAAAGGGUGCGGGGACUUCUCUGAACUGCAGGAAGUUUUGACGAAGGGCAUCUGUUUUAAAAAGGGUUUCAAAAGUUGUGACGCCGCAAACUUCCCUCCAAAGACCGAGGGCUUCCCGUCGUGGCUCUCCGAAUGAGGGAUCCGGGUACCGAUUCUGCCCCCAGGCCAAAGAGUUGUUGCCCUAAAGUUAUUUUCUCUUUCUCAAAACACACGUAUAAAGUUCACUUUUCUCUCUCACUCAGAAAGGUACUUUCCAGACUUAUUCAAAACUGAGAGUAAGAAUCCUGUGGUGGUCAUUGUCAGUAAUAAAAAGAUAGAUGGAUGGAGUAAGAAGACUCCAUGAAGGAAACUAUAUCACACGUUGCAAGAACCUUUUAGAGCUGAUCUUGUAAACGCUCCUGUUUGCUGGUGUGCAGGUGUCCUGGGAGCCAUACAGAAAUGGGUUGAGGAAGAUGUGAAUUGGACACAUAUUGAAGCUUUCACAAAAGCAGUUCACAACAAAAGGGGGGGGGGGGAGAUCGUUGCCAAAUUGUGUGAUAAAUUCCAGAGAGGCACAUGUGUCAUAAGUAGUUGUGUGAAUUGUCCUCAGUCUCUGCCUCUCAGACAAAGAGGUCUUCCAGACAUAAGCCAAUGAGAUGCCCAACUUCUUCUAGUUCAAGGCCUUGUUCAUUGCUCUGCCUUCAUUACCUUUCCCCAAGGGCGUAGCCAUGUUAGUUUCUUGUAGCAAAAGCAAUCCCAGAGUCAUACUGUACCUUAUUAUUCACCCUCCCACCAUGUAUUCCUAACAUCCCGUAUUGUGUCUUUGUCAUGAAUUUUAAUUGUUAGCAGCUGUUUGGAGUACCAGUCUUAGCAGAAGAGCAGUUUAUAAAAAUAAAUAAAUGUCAGCCACCAGUACAAAGCAGGGCACUGGUGCCAUUUCCUGUAGCACACUGCCAACUGCCACAGGUGAAAUAUCAGCAUGAACCUAUUCUCCAUUGUGUACAUGGGAGUACAUGCAUCAGACAUAUUUGUCUCCACUUUUUAUUUGUCUCCACUUGAAAGGUGUAUUCCAUAUAUAUAUAUAUAUAUAUAUAUAUAUAUAUAUAUAUAUAUGAUAUGUGAGGGCCAAACUGCAUGUUACAUGAGAGGGGGUCAUGUGUUUAGAUCGUCUGGGUUUCCCCCCAUUUUUAUAAUGGACCUGGGAGCUUCUAAAUUGAUUGGAUUUGUGAUCUCUGAUUAGAAAAUGGGAUGUUUGACCCUUUCCAUGUUAUGGUUUCCCAAAAUAAGUCCCACCCAACCCACCCUCCCUCCCUGAAGCUGCUAUUAGUCCCCACAGGAGAAAAGUGUGUUAUUGUUGUUGCUGCUCUGAAAAGCCAACAGCAGCCUGGAGAGUCAUGGCUUUCAUUAACCAUUUAGUAAAAUGUUACAGUCUUGAACUUGAGCAUUGGUUUUUUAGAAGUGAGCAUAAUGCCUGUUGCCUUUGGGAAUCCUUUCUCAGUUUUUCUCUCUCCUCUUCGUGUAUCCCCAACAUCAUUUCCCUUAUUUCUACAUUUGGGUUCUGUGUUUCCUAUUUUCAGUCCUGUAUCCUUCUCUUUUCUAUAGUUUCCCCAAUCCUGUGAUUUUUCUUGCUUUUCUUCCUCUAUAACCUUUCCAUACACCUUUUUAUUUGUGGUUCCAGAGUAACUGGCAAAACUGCCUUAUUUUUUACUAAUGAUGUUCCCUUUGCACAUCCCCAGAUGUGCUGAAAUUCGGCACCUUUACCUAUUGCACAUAGGGAUAUUAUCCUACACAAUUAAUUAUUAAGACAUGCCCAGUACACUUCUGUUGUUGACAGGCUGAAUGGCAGUAUAAUCUUCCACGGACUUAAGGGUCAGUUUAAUACAUUGAUCAAGCCUGGGAUUUGACAUCACUUUGCACUCUUCCUUGUUUCCGAGAGUUAAGCACACUAAUGAUGUUGCCAACGUCCUCACAUGCUGUGAUAUGGCAGAUUAACCUGAAUUCAGGUUUAUGUAGAAGUGGUAGAGUACAGUAACAAAGCUGUCUGUGGAAGCAUGUAGAGCAGACCUUACGGGUCCACAAACCAAACCCUAAACAUGUGCUUAAGUCAUAGCUGCCCUUCACCAGAUGACCUGUGUGUAAUUGUAAACUGACGUAGCCUAGUGGCUAAGAGUGCAAUCUAAUAAAGCCCCUAGUUCAAAUCUCCAUUUUGCCCACAGACUCACUGGGUGGCCUUAGCCAUGCCUUUUAUUCUCUCAUCCACAGCCUCCCGUCUUCACAUAGGGAUGAUAAUACUGGCUUGCUGUAUAGGUCUCUUGUAAACAUUGCUUAAGAUAAAGUGUUCUGUGACUUUCUCUCGACCCUUGCAGUUUCGUGCAGUAUAUAAAUACAAUUAUAUAACAAAGAUUCAGCCUCAAAUGAAAAAGAAAUUUCACAUUUAUGAACAAUUUUUGCAACAAUUCUUAUUUUGAGUCCCAUCCUUAAGCUUGUGUGGUUUGGAAGGACUUGAGGCUGAAACAAAACCCCAUCAGUGAAGAUGGCUUAAUACCAGUAAUUAAAAAUGAACGUAGUCUGUAUCCUCUUCCAUCUUCUGUUUCCCACCAUGAAGCCUCCUUUUGCCUGAAAUGCUUUAACAUGUGAGUAGUGAAGAGUUGUCGAAUUGAUCUUUAUUAAAUGACAGACUGACAUGCAACAGACUAACAAGGCUAACCCUCUGGAAUUUAUUAAAAGGGACUGUUUUUAUGUCCAUUUAGCUAGAUUGGCAGUAUGUAACUGUGUUUUUAGUUUGUCUAAUGCUUAGGCACACUUCAUAGUAUCGGCUCUUCCUGACUCUUGUUUUUGUGCCUAUUCAGCCUAGCAGUAAUAGUGCCUAAUUUUGAAAGGGGCUACAACAGGGGUCAGCAACCUUUUUCAGCCGUGGGCCGGUCCACUGUCCCUCAGACCAUGUGGUGGGCUGGACUAUAUUUUUUUUGGGGGGGGGGAAUGAAUUCCUAGGCACCACAAAUAACCCAGAGAUUCAUUUUAAAUAAAAGGACACAUUCUACUCAUGUAAAAACACGCUGAUUCCUGGACCGUCCGCAGGCCGGAUUGAGAAGGCAAUUGGGCCUUCGGUUGCCUACCCCUGGGCUACAGCUUUGUGCCAGGGAGACAUUUGGCAGAUAUUGCUUGCCCAACAAAGAAAACGGGGUGGGUUGUGUGGAAAUCCUUAAAGUAGUAUUUUAUGGGGAACUUUAUCAGGUGAAGCUUUUUGCAUGAAAUGCAAAUGUUUCUGAACAUUCAGACUCAAAUUUUGGCAGCCUUGCCUCAGCCGAACUGUCUUACAGUGCAAUCCUCUACCUGCCUACUCUGAAGUAAGUCUCAUUGAGUUCCAUAGGACUUACUCCCAGGUGACUGGGUAUAGGAUUGGAGAUUUCAUGUUUUGAUUAGUUCCUUUUAUCCACUUGUUUUCAGAGACUGUGACUGUCAGUUACAUCUUCCUGAUUCUACUUUCUAGGGAAAUGAAAUUUGACAAAAGCUACUCUACUAUAUUUCUCCUCCAGUCUUGCUGAUGAUUGAGCUUUUGACAAGUAGGGCACUUUUUAGUCCCUGCAAGUUGUGUAAUUUCCCUUUUUGAGUGUGUAAAUUUCAUAAAGGUUUGGAGGGUGGUUUUUUUAUUUCUUUAUUUCCUAUGCAUUGUAUUUACAUUUGAUUUGAACAGAGUCUGUAGCUAUACGAUAGGUGAAGAUGUGAAGGAAAUGCUUACCAAAAAAGGAACAUUAUGUAGUCUAGGUAGGGAGCUCCUGAUAUGGAUUGUUUGCCUUCUAUGCCUGCCUGUCUUGCUCUAAUCUUCUCAGGUGGUUGAUUUUCCAAAAUCUUGAUAUCUUGAGUUAGUUCAGAAUCCCUGAGAGAUGGUAUCUAUAACAUGCAUUCAGACAAAUGUAUACUCCUUGUAGCUUGUGAGUUUGCUCACAAAUGAUGUUUGAAUUGGGUUUUGCUUUUCCCUUAUCUGUAUUGCGAAUAUAAAGAUUACAUUGGCUAGAAUGUACACUUGAUUUAGAAAUGGCUUCUCUUGCAUUUGACCUCACAUGAACAACAUUCACAAAAAGCUUUUUUGGUAUGAUUUUUGAAUCCAUUUUGAGUUGAUCUGCAAGACAAAGUGCCGUUAAUGAUAUAUAUUUGAUGCCUAAAAUGCAACUUUAAAAUAUCUCUAAAAGAUGGGGAGCUUAUAUUGAUUUGAUUUAAGAAUAGCCCCGUGAGGUCAGACAAAAAAAUGGUCAGUCUAUGUCAGCCCAGCAGUUAAUUCCCCCACCUCUCCUACUAAAGUUAGCCAAGUCGAGAUAGUUAAGAAAGAUUUAACAGGUAUAGCAAGCAUGCUCAUAAUCAGCUCUUCGGGCUUACAUCUUCCCGUUGCCCAUCACAGAAAGAUUGUAAGCAGCCUUGGGGGUUUCACACACUCGCUUUCACUCUCUCAUGCACUUCCUCAAUGUGGGUAGAGGUAAACACUCAAGCUGGAAGAUUUUAUGGCAGGGGAAGCUAAUAUGGUGUCCUUCAGAUGUUGACAAAUGCCGGGUCCCUUGGCCUGAAAGCGAGAUAAGUGCUGCAACCCCAUAGUUGUCUUUGACUGGGCUUAACUAUCUAGGGUGGGGUGGGGUUGGACUCACAACUCCAUCAGUGCCAGUCAGCGUGGUCCAUGGUCAGGGACAAUGGGACUUGUAGUCAGAAAUGUCUGGAGGCAAUGCCCCCCCUUUUCCUACUAAAUCAGGCUUCUUGGAUACUCACAGGAGAUCUGACCAUUUCAAUGAAUAUUAAGUGGGUACAUGCCUAAUAGCACAAUUCCCACCCUGUGCUUGAAAUCUGGAAUUGAGUUACUGGUACAAAGUGCUGAGACUUGGGAGUGGGGGGAUGGGACAGAUCACUUAAACAAACAUGGAGGUUGAUCAUCUUUACAUUAGCAAGCAAGGCAAACAAAGGUAAGUUUAUAUGACUGUUUUCUCAAUAAUUUAAAUAAGUUCAGCCCAGAGAGAGCUCUGUCUUCCUCCUCCUCCUCCUCCUCCUCCUCCUCCUCCUCCAUGAGACUGCAUACUGACAAUGCAGGUGAGCCGAACCCUCUCUGCCCACCCCAGCUAUUCAACUUCUGUGGAGUUCAGCUUUUAAACACCAGCAGCAAAUGGAGGCCUUUGCGUUCUUUCAAGUAAGGCUCCCCUCCGAGAUUGUGAAUUGCUUGGAAGGUAGCUUUUUUGUGUGUGUAUAACAUCCAUUUAUACAAAAUUUAUUUAUUUAUUUUUUAAAUCAAAAAUAUAUUUUGAAAACAGAGGUAGCCAAUGAGGCGACCUCCAGAUGUUGUGGUCUGCAAACCCUGUCCCCGCUGGCCAUAGGCCCCUCCAUCUGAGGCUGCUGGAGUCCAGCAACAUCCUGAGAGCACCGUGUUGACUACCCCUGGCCUUAAGGACAUUAGAGACCUGCUGGAUUAGACCAAUGGCACAUCUAAUUCAACAAACCCUGUCCAACAGCAGCCAAUCAGAAAUGUCCAGGAAAAACCUACAUGCAUCCUGUGAAGGCUGUUGCCUUCCCAGUUGUUUGUCCUCUAGGAAUUGUUACAAAGUGAUAUACCACAUCAGAACAUAGAGGCCCCAUUUAACCACUGUGGCUGAUAGCCAUUGAUUUGGAAGAUCCCUUCACUUCUUUAACACACAAUAUAAAACACAACAUUAAUACAUUAAUCAAAAAUAAAACAGCAUAAAAUGAGACGAGGCAGGUAAAAAACAGCACUUAGAAACACAGCAAGUACAAGGAAAAAAAAGAAGUAAUUCCAGACUCAGAAAGGUAUUAGUUUCAGCACAAGGUGAGCUUCCCUUGAGAGGUGUUUCAAAAUUGUGAUUCUCUAAUUGAAAAUACUGUCUUAUAUGCCCCUGCUUGUCUAAACUCUUCAUGUUCCCUCACGCUUGGAGUAGUUUCUUACCACAUAAGCUUGCCUGGCUAGUAGGCAGUCCUUGGGGUAGUCUGUUUCCGAGUAGUUAAGGGAGUUAAAAAUUAAGAUCAGCACCAGGACUUGGGUUUGAAAAUGGGAAGUGAGUCAGUGUGUUUGUUUUAAAACUGGAAAAAUGUGUUCCAUACUACUUGUAUCAGUUAGCAAUUAACUGUGUAGUUUUUGAACAGUCUGCAAGGGCAGUCCCAUGUACAGUGCAUUGUGGUAAUCCAGCUGAGAUGUUACCUGAAUGUGAAGAACUUUGCCCAAUCUAUCUUUAUCUAGGAGAGAGCAUAGCUGGCAUGCCAAUUAUAACUUCAUGCCAUCAAGGCUCCUUGGUUCUAUAAGGGUAGAACCAAAUCUAUAGCACUUUGACUAUGAACCUGGUCCUCAAGGCUGAGAGGAAUAAAAUCUUAUCCAGUUUUGGUCAGCCAUCACCUACUGGCACAGGUAGAAAGAAGGCUCACCAACAACAUCUCUUUAUUGAGCUUCAGUUUAUUGGUCCUUUUUCUAGUCUGUUACUGAUUCCAGACAUCAGUUUAACACUGUCGUUUUAUCCUCUAUGAACAUAACUACGUACCAAAUUAAUCUAAGCUUGUUGCUGUUGCUACAUUCUGUGACAAUUUCAUAAAUGAACUGUGCGUAGUGUGAGAUACUGACAAUUAGAUAUAAGAUGUGUGAUUUUAUGCUGCAAAUAGUGUUUUAAGGCACAUUCUGAAAUCAGUAAUGUCCACUCCCAUGAGAGAAUUUACUCUCCCUGCUGGAUGGAGCACCUCCUGAUGCCUUUCUGAGAAUUGGGGUUGUUUGUUUGUUUGUUUAGACAGGGGCAGUGUUCAAAAUUCUUAUUUAUUGUAAGCGUCAAGGUUUUGGAGAUUCUAGCAUUACAACGGAGAGCUUCCUCUCUAAUUAUCAGGAUGUGGUCUGAAGGCACCUGAGGCUGAAGCCAAGAAGGUCUAUGUCUGGUCAGUGUCUGGAUGGAUAACUGGCCUGGUGACCACAUAUGCACUGUCUUGGGCUUCAUGAUAGAAAGAAGGUGGUAUAUAAGAAAAUAAGACUAUUACGGACUCAUGAAUGGUCUGUUCUUUUGUGAGUAGGGUUAUAGAUUUGGGCAUCACUACUUCUGGUUGCAGGGAUGCGGGUGGUGCUGUGGUCCAAACCACAGAGCCCUAGGGCUUGCCGAUCGGAAGGUCGGCAGUUUGAAUACCCGCGACAGGGUGAGCUCCCAUUGCUUGAUCCCAGGUCCUGCCCACCUAGCAGUUUGAAAGCACAUCAAAGUGCAAGUAGAUAAAUAGGUACGGCUUCGGCGGGAAGGUAAACGGCAUUUCUGUGCACUGCUCUGGUUCUCCAGAAGCGUCUUAGUCAUGCUGGCCACAUGACCCGGAAGCUGUCUGCGGACAAACACUGGCUCCCUUGGCCUAUAGAGCGAGAUGAGCACGCAACCCCAGAGUCGUCCGCAACUGGAUCUAAUGGUCAGGGGUACCUUUACCUUUACCUUUACCUUUACCUUUACUUCUGGUUGCAGAGCAGUACAACCCACAUACUGUGUGGCGAGGAAAUAGUUAUUUCAAACUGGCUGUGUUUUAGUAUUUUUGCUUGUGAUGGUCUUUUCUAAAUUCUUUUUAUUGUUUUAGAGAACCACCUCAGAAAUAAUUAAAGAUAUUUAAUUGGCUCCCUAGAAAUGGAAUUUUCACCACAUCUAACCCUACAGUAAGCAGUUCAAUUCAUUUUAUGCCAUUUCAGAAUUAAGUUUCUUUCCAAUAUCUAUAUGUAUAUUAGCACAGGUGAAAUUUAUGUAUCUUUGAAGGCUGAUGGUCCUGUGGGCAGAGAAGGAUUGAGUGUAAGGAGGAGAGAUAGAGGGAUAUAGGUGUCUAGUAGCUCACCGAAGAAGGCUUUGGAAAGAUCUCUGAAUUACAGCUGGAAAAAGCUCUGAUUCUUACCUGCUUGUGUGGGUUGCUUGGGUAACUUGCUAUUGGGAUAGAUAUUUUUUACCUUUAGACUGGGGUUGAGGGUGUGACCUCUAGUUCUAUGAAUGUUCAUCUCUUUAGAUCAAUAAUCUCCCGUCUUUUCGGCCCAGGACUCUCCUUUAAAUCCAUCCUGCAACAUGAAGCCAACUGUUAAUGUCUGUUUCUCCUCCUGGUCUUCCUCAGGGGUAUCCGAUUCUGAGGAAGAUGGUGUUCCUGUAUCUUUAACUGGAAUUCCUUCAAGAAGGAAUUUUGGAAAAUGGAGCCUGUGAUGCAGGGGUAUAAAAAAUGUACCUGCUGAAAUAUCCUCUGUUAAACAGCAUUUAAAAGUGCAAUUGUUGUCGUCACCCGCCUGUUCCGAGAGACAAUGGAGUGUGCCCCUGAAGGUGAAGUCAAACUGCUGUGUUAGCAGCACUGAAGUAACCUCCCCAAGGCACAAGCCUUGUAUGUGUAUGGGGGUCCUGGACUGCCUAGUCGACAAGACCUGCCCCCCCCCCCGCCUCUCUGAUGUAGUCCAAAGGAAAGCAGAGCAAUAUUUUUGGUGCCAGCUUGGCUGCAGGAGUUGCAGAAAGGAAGCAUACAAGACGCCAUCCAACUGCCUUAGGAACUCCACUCUGGAUUUGUGUAGGAGUUACUCCUUAGCCUUUUCUUUUCCUGAAGAUAUCCUGCAAGGCAGUGUAGAUUUAGGAUCAGAGUUUUCCUUCUCCUAGAUGGCCUACCUUCCCAGGUUGAUGAGCCCCAUCUGCCCUUCACUUCCCUCUACAGCACAUGCAGAAACUGUCUUCUUGACCAUUGGACCUUCUAUUGGUUUCAUCCUCUCAAUCCGCUGCAGCCUGUCUUUGCAUGUAGGGACCCUAAAGAAAAUAGUGGUGGAGGGUCAGGUGCAUGACACAACACCAAUACCCCAGAUCAGGGAUGAGUAACCUGUUAUUGGAUUCCAGCUCCCAUCAUGCUGGGCUGAGGCUGAUGAGAGUUGAAGUCAAGCAAUAUUUGGAGGGCCACAAGCCCUGCAUCCCUUCUCUAGAUAGUGUUGAUACACAACGUGGCCCAGCACAGAAUCCUUCAUUGUCUUGUUCACUCAUUGCCAGAGAAUAAGGGCUUGCUGUUCCAAGUACAAAUAGCAAGAGGCAAGAAAAAGAUGAAGAUGAGAGUAAUUUCAGUGUUGGGGCAAAAUGGAAGUGAACAAAUUACCAGAGGAGUAGAGUUAAAUGUAUUGAUGUCACACCGACAUACAUGGAAUGGCUUCCCUACAUUCUUCUGUUUUCUAGAUAGAGAGUAUAGAUCAAGAUAUUUCUGAGAUCUAGUAUCUGUUUUGUUCUGAACGGUGAAAUUGCAUUGAGAGGGAGACUGAAAACAGUGUUGGCCAUAGCAUCUUAACUCAGUAUUCUGGUUUCGGAUUAGCUAAACUUUGGGGAGUAUUUACUGGCAUAUUGCCUAAGUUUAGAUGAGGUCGGUGGGGGGAGUCACAAGAGAAGGAAUGUGUGCAGAGGUUAAAAGUGGUGGGUUUGAGGCUUUUUCACAAGGAAGGUAAAGCACUUAAUUUCGGUCUGUCCGUGCUGUUCAGGGAGUGUUUACAUAGAGCGUUUGUAUUUUAUAUCAAAGAGAAGGUGGAGAGUAUUUGGGGGUGGCGGGGGGAGAGAGAGAGAGAGAGAGAGAGAGAGAGAGAGAAGCACUGCCUGACCCUUGGCUGGCAUUCUCUGAAAACCCUACCUUCCUCUCCGCCUAACACUCACGUAAAGGAAACAGUUACAGCAGAGCUUAGCUAUUCGGGAUCCCUCUCACUCUCUUGGCUAAUUUAUGAGAUAAGAGGUUGUUAAAGAAUGUGUAUCAGGAAAGAUGUGCAGAGUAGCUUAAAAAGAAGAACAAACGGGUGUAUGGGGGGAUGGAGUUGGAUGAGUAGCUUGGCAACUCUCUGAAAGCUUUAAUAGGGUAGGGAGAGAGGGGCGCUGGAGACGAGGUAGAAUGAGAAAUUCCAAAGUUUGUAAAACUAAAGGGUUUCUGCAGCGCUGUUGCAGCCAGGAGUCAAAUGUACUGGCUAAAUACAAAGGAGUCAUGUCUCUGUUCAGCUGGUGGAAAUGAAACCCAUUUCCUUCAAUCAAUGGCAUGGGAAAAAUAGUACUUUAUAUCAGUCAAGAAUCUUGGCACUUCAAAGCCAUUUGCCAAGUGUAAAAGUCGCUAAAGCACCUGCGUUCAUGCACACCGUCAUUCCUGCUCAGGUAGUUUCCUGUAACUUUGCUGUUGACAUUGCUAGUUUCUUCUCUGUGGGGCCUGGAAGUGUCUGAGAAGGGCGUAUGUUACAACAGAAGUGUGUUAUCGGUGUGUGAAGGAGAGUGUUUGUAUUGGUGAAUGUUUUAAGGCAUUGUGUGAGUUUAUUUGCAGAGUCAUUUGGGUAUUUUAAGGAUAGUUAUAUUGUGAUCUUUUUACUGUAGGGAUUGUGUCUGGCGAUCUUAACUUCUACACUGCUCUGAGUCCUAAACUCAGAACUGCAGUCCUAAACCUGUUUGCAUACAUCGCAGUGAGGUCAAUAGAUUUGGAAGUGUGUGCUUUUAAAGCAGAGGGAGCUGGCUCCCAUGUUGGGGACCUGACCUGGUUUCACAAACAAACUAUUUUGCUCCCACAAGACCCAACCUGUUUUGGCAGUGGCAACAGAAAGAGAAAAUAAGUUGGGAUGGGAAAAGCCCUGCACCAUGAUGGAAUGCAAAUAGCCCUGUCCCUGGUCAUUGGCCUGAUCAUUUGAGCAGAGAGCGAGUGAUAAUCCCCCAUCCCCUAAUCUGCUUGGAUCAGCUGAGGAGGGGGGCUGUUUGGCUGUAGGGUAGCCACACCAACUUUUCUUGAUGCUCCCUGUUCACAUGCAGUCCCUGAAGGCUUGGCCCUUGACCUGCAGCCCUUGAACAAGCCAUCCCUGUUUUAAAGAGCCACUGGUCUUCUGCUGCAUCACAGAAACCACAGGGGCCAGCCCAACUUCCCACAGAGCAAGACAAAUGCUUCCUGAAUCUCAUUCUUCCAUCCAGAUCAAAUGUGAUGUUGGAACAGAUACUACAGAAAGCUCCAGUGCUGGAAGCCUGUUUGCCCACAUGGUGCACUGUUGUCAUUGCCCGUGACCACAGCUGACUUGGAGUCAUAAAGCCAGCGUGAUCCUGACAACUCUGAAGUACCCUUUGUUAGCAGCAAAGGACUAAGUUAUCCCCGCCUGAAACCAGGAUGUUAAGAGAUCACACCACACAUACCCCAUGAUCACCACUAAUUGUGUUUUGAGGGUGGGCUGUUGUGAAUCUACCCUUCUCUCCUUGGCAGCAUCACUUUGAUGAAUCAAAUGUACGGCCUAUCAUAUCCGCAAGCAUGUGAAAACCUUGGCAGGACAUGCUGCUCAAAGAUGGCACAGAGCAGCCAAUUCUUGUUUAGUAUAUGGCAGGUUUCUUUUUGGCCUGGUUCCUCCCCCAGUCUUUAUCAAGACUAGUUAAUUCUUCACUUACCCAGGAGGAAUGUUUCCUUUAGGAACAGAGAGUUUAACAACUUCAUUCUGUAGUGCACUGAUGACGGCAAAUCCCUCCUCCUUUUGACCCCUGGAAUUUAGACAUUGUUUUUUCUUGGGCUUGUGACUUGUUCACCACACAUGAGGUUUUCUUGGUGUGGUCCUGAGACUGCAAGCCAAGGCAGGAUACUGACUGGGCUUCCUGGUGUCGUGCUCUUCCCUUGGUACGGAGAAGUGAGCCUCUAAAUGGAUCCAAAACCCAUCACUGACCACAGCAGAAGUGCCUUGGAUAUCUGGAAGGGAGGAGAGGCAGUGAGUGUUGCAUAGGAUUCUGCUUAACUUCAUUGGCGUACCCCCAAGAAAGCAUGCAAUGCUGCAGAAUCUCAUUUGGGUUUUAGGCCUCUGCCUUUACCUGUGGCGAGGCUGAGGAUGGCCUCCUGUUUCCAGGACUGGCUGGUGCUGUGUCAGGAAAUUAAGAGGCUUUCUCCAAAGUACUUUGCUUAGUGGAGGAAGUCUGUGACAGAAGGGUCCCGGGGAAGCUGGUACAGUACAAACACAUGACUGGCCCCUCUCGCUAAUCCCCUCACAAACCCAAAUCCCAGUGUGUGCCUAAUCGGAGUGAGAUGCUGCGGAGAGGUGGCAGCCUCCAUGCUUGACAGCUGCCUCCUCACCCCCCCCUUCCCCGCCUCUCAGAAAAGGAAUAGAAAACCCUGCAGGCAGCAGCGGUGGGAUGCAGAUCAGACAAGCAAAGCAUCAUAGCGUGAUGUUACAGUGGGGGUAUCAGAGACGCGGUUGAAGUGUGACACCUUGAGUGCUGCCACGCUCAGGAUGCGUUGGAUCAGAACAGGUAAAUGCAUGUAGCAAUGUAGACCCAUUUGUCCUUCCCUCCUUCCCUCCUUCCUUCCCCCUUUCUGUCUUUCUCAGGACACCAGCUGAAGUGGAUCACUGGGAUGUAGUGAAAGUUGUGGCAGCUUUUGUGUGAGAACUGGGCAGGGUUGGUGAAGAAAAGCAAUGGACAUUCUUUCAUGGAGGAUCUACAUGUCAACUCAGGAUGAGUGUGAUGAAGGAUGCUGCAAUCUCACCGGACUGUAGUAGUUUUGGAAGAAAUGCCUAAAGGAGCCUCUGGCUUAGGGGAAAGUGAAAUGCAGUCCAUUAGGAUAUACGGUACUUUAUGGAACUUAGCAACCCAGAGGUUGGGAGACGGUGUGAGGGGAAAGGACCUUUUAUCUAAGCAAUGUGCGGUGAUGGCUGGGACUGAUGUGGCUUUAAUAAUUAUAGAACAUAAAGCCAUUAUUCUCUCUUUAUAUGUAAAGGGAACCCUUUCUGCAUCAGUUUGUCUGCCAAGUAACUCCCACAUGUUGCCAAAGAUUCUGGGGAGAGUUCCAGGUCACACACGGAAUUCAGGUGGGAUGCUGUCCAGGUCUGCUGAGCCUCAGUGUUGCAUCACAUGUAGGGGUGCAGAACACACCCCUAGAUUUUAAGCAAAGAUUGAUAAAAACUUAGAGGGAAGAUGACUUGCAAGUACCAGCAGUUUGUUUCGUUAUAUGUAUAAUCCACCUUUCCAUUCUGUUUCUAAGCCAAUUCAGAAUGCUGGCUUUGACAUUUUACAGCCUUUAGCUUGGAGAUAAUUUCUGGUGAAAUUUAACCAUGCCGUUCAUGGCAACUGCCCUUCUCUCCCUGCCCUCCUCUUCUAGUAAUUCUUGGUGAAAAUUUCUGGAAUUGCAUGGAGAACAACUCUCAGGGUUGUGGGUUUGAGCCCCACACUGGGCACUUGCAUUUUUAAACGGCCAUGUUGUAUUUUGUCUUGUAGUCUCAGUGCCUCAUCUGUAAAAUGGAAACAAUUUUAGUUUGCUUCACAGAGCUCUUGUAAGCACAGAUAAGCUGAGGAAGUAAUGUCAUCCACCUUUCAGUCUUCAGAUGAAUUACUUGCUAGAAUUCUAAAAUAAUUAAAUAAAAGCUGUUAGUUUUGAAGCCUGAAUCCAACCCAUGAUUUUUUUGGGGGUAGCAAGAGCUGUAAUCAUCUGCUUAAGGUGAUAAGUUUGUUCAUUAGUGGGGGUUUUUUAAGUAAUCGUGCUCUGUUAAAUGGACCAUUUCAGUGCAGGUUUUUAUUUCUGUAAGUGGUGCCAAGUGUGCAUUCAGUUCAUAUCGUCUUCAUGUGGGCUCCCAUUGCCUCUGGCCUGAGCUGGUGACUUGUUUGCCCAUCAGUCAAGCCAAGUGGGAGUGUGUGCCUAAGAUGGACUGGCUAAACAAUCCAUUUGGAGUGCCCUCUAAGUCUUGAAAACUCAAAAACCCCAGAGAUUUUGUUGAGAUCACCGUAGAACUGUAUGAUAACAAAUGACUUGAUUCAACAGACCCUUGGUUGGAUUACAAACCCUGUGAGGACUGAGGGAUUUGGGGCUGUAUUCUUAGUGUGUGUGUGUGUGUGUGUGUGUGUAAAGUCAACAAGUUUAUAUACUCCUGUAGAUUCUUCCAAAGUACGUGCCUUACUUCUGAUUUGUUCUCAGAAAUGUUGCUCUGUGAAGUUAUGCUGGGAUUUUUCAAAGGUCGCUGCUUGCCCUUCUAUAGACAGAGCAGUAUCAUUAUCUACAGCAAGCAAUGAGACUCUGUGAAGUAACCUGCUCUGGUAAUACUCACAUGAGUAUGGAAUAUAAAGUAAGGAUCUAUGAGCUCUGCUUAAAAAAAUAAUACAUAAGUCACCAUGCAUUGGAAAUUUCUUUAUACUGAGCCAGACCAGUGGUUUUAUUUAUUUAAUUGGUAAUUUACUAAAUUUGUCAGUCGCUUUAUCUUGCCCAGGGCACCCCAAAGCAACUUAUAACCAGCUAAACAGACAAUAAACCCCACAUAGAUACAUUAAAACCCAGAGGAAAGAGAAAUAUUGUAAAAACAUCCCACUCACUUUCUAAAAGGCCACAGAUAGAUAAAGGACAGAGGUCUGGUUACAGAGGAAGGUUUUUGCCUGGCACCAAAGAUAUAUAAUGAUGGCACCAGGUGAUCCUAACUGGGGGAGGGCAUUCCACAAAUGGGGAGCCACUAGAGAAAAGGCCUGUUCUUGUGUUGCCACCAUCCGGACCUCUUAAGGGGGAGGCACAUGAAGAAGGGCCUCAGAUGAUGAUUGCAGGGUCCAAGUCAGUUCAUACAGGGGAGAGGUGGGCCCUGGCGUAUUGCGGUCCUGAGGCGUUUAAGGUUUUGUAGAUCAAAACCAGCACGGAAACUAAUUAGCAGUCAGUGCACUUGGGCCAGGAUAGGCAAUAUAUGCUCAAACUAUCUUGCCCCUGUGAGCAACAUGGCAGCUGAAUUCUGCAGCAGCUGAAGUUUACGAAGAGUCUUCAGAAGCAGCUCCAUGUAUAACUCGCUGGUUCAUCUAGCUCAGUGUUGUAUUCACUAAGGCUAAGGAAAGCUGGAUUUCAGCAGCUUAUUUGAAUAGUGCAAAUUAAGCAGUUUUGCAUACAUGCUCAUUUUGCGUAAUAUAUUAUGCUUCUGCAAGCCAUACAAUGAAACCUACCCGCUUUACUGCUUGGAGUCCUACUGAUCUUUGAGAUUUCACCAGGGAUUUCCUGCAUGUUUUCAAGCUUAUCUUUGCUGCCAUGGUGGCAAGUAAACAGCUUCAGAAACAGAAAUGUAACUCAAAAGUUGAUAUUUUGUUCAUUACAAAAUUAUGCAUAUAUGCAAAAUUGUGGGUAUACGAGCCUGGAUAUAUAUGGAGUAUACAUACUGGGUAUAUUCUGAGCCUGUAUUGUUCUUUAAAGAUGAGCUCCUACUCUUGCACUUUUUCUCUGAACAUAGAAUCAUAGAGUUGGAAGGUACCUUAAAGGUCAUCUGGUCCAGCCCCUCAACUGAUGCUGGGAAAAAGAGAACGAUGUUCUCUUUUUGCACCAAUAAGGGAAGUGAGUAUUCAGGAGCUUUUAAACGGAAUGUAGUGUUCUUGCCAACAUGCUUUUAGAUAGAUCAACACAUGGGUGAACAUCACUGUACAGUGGUACCUCAGGUUACAUACACUUCGGUUACAUACGCUUCAGGUUACAGACUCUGCUAACCCAGAAAUAGUACCUUGGGUUAAGAACUUUGCUUCAGGAUGAGAACAGAAAUCGUGCGGCGGUGGCAGUGGGAGGCCCCAUUAGCUAAAGUGGUAUCUCAGGUUAAGAACAGUUUCAGGUCAAGAACGGACCUCCAGAACGAAUUAAGUUCUUAACCUGAGGUACCACUGUAUAGAAAAAUAAAACAGCCACCUUCAUGUGAGGAGGCAAUGCAAGAGUCUAUUUUUCUGAACAUAUAUUGCACUGGAAAGCUGUAAUGUGCCCCAGAAACACGCUCAAUGCUCCCUUGCUGUUGCACACUAUAGGAGGCACAUGGUAAUAAUGGACAAGGUUGUUUCUUGUGUCGUUGCAGUCUUAUCACUGCAGAUGCCCUGAUAAGCAUCUCCAUAACCCCAACUGAAGAUGAUAUAUCUAGGAUAGCGAUGUAGGGAUUAUAAUGCUGAGAUAAUUCCCCCUAAGCUAAGACUCCAUUGUGUGUAACUGCCCAAUGUAUCUCUUGUUGUGUGCUGGAUCUAUGCCGCCACUAGUUAUUGAUUGCAACUCCAAACACACAAGCAUUAUCUUCUUGGUAGCCUUCCCUCCCUUUUUAAUAAUUAUGAACGCCAUUGGAAAUUCUUCCUGGGUGUGCAUCCCGUGAGGGCACCUGUGAGCCUGUGCAGUUGGUGGAGUAUUCUGGGUAUUCACUGCUUCCCUACAAAGGUGAUGUUGAUUGGCUGAGUCUUUGCCCUUGGACUUUGUGCUCUUUCUGAUAAGAGCCCCAGUGAGCUUAAUGAAGCUGAGGAAUUAUUAACUUGGUGUGUUUGGUGCCAGAGAACAGGGCAGAAAAGGAGUGGCUCUUCUGAGACACAAACAGGACCCUAAUGCCACACUAAUAAAUUAUUGAUUAUAAUUCCGCAUAGCGUCAUCCUCCUUGCCCCCUGAUUCUGAAUUAACUAAUGAAUGUUACUGAUUAUAAUUUCCCAUAGUAUGAUCCUCCUUGCUCCCCGGCCAAAUCUGCCUUCUGUUUUCUCAGAUGGUUCUGAAUUAACUUCCAUUCCCCCAUUCCUCUGCUAAAAGAUAAAAUGUUGGGGAUGGUGUAGUGUGAUAAGAUCACCGAGCUAGAUAAAGGGGUGAAGGUGACAAGAGAACAGCAGGUGCUAAGGAGGAAAUCCUCUUUUCACUGAGUUUACCACCUUUUGCUUUAUGCACUGAAAUUCCAGUUUGCUUGAGGAGAGGUAGUCCUAGUCACCUUGAUUAGGUUGACCUUACACUUCCUGCUCCCCACUACAUACAGCACGAUUGUGUGACUAGGGCAGGCUACCAUCUAAAUCUACAUGCCUUCCUCAUUUCGCCCCUCUUCUGAGUUCAAUGAUACCUUUGCUCUGACCUUCCUGUUGUCGCUAGUCCCUCCUUCUUCCUUGGAUUGGGGCAGGUAUGUUCCUUUUGCUGCACACCUGGGAACCCCCUCUGCAUGGCAUCUUACCACUGCUCAGGCAUAUGCAUCUUGGGUUUGGAAGACUUCUGUUAACUUUAUGACUGUCCCACUUACUUAGUCAUAGGAAGCUGCCCAGUACUGACUCAGGCCAUUUGUCUGUGUAGCUCACAUUAAACUGAGUCACUCUCCAGAGAUUCUUUCUCAGCCUUACCUGGAGAUGCCAGAAAUUGAACCAGGGACCUUUUGAAUGCACAGUGUUCCACUGAGGUAUGGACCUGUGAAUCAAAUCCAGGACACACCACAUCAUUCCAAGAAAGCCAGCUGCCCAUGCUUGGUUGGAGGGACUCUCCCCCUACCCCACCCCAUCCCCGUUGACCUCCUCUGCUAGUUGGAAUGUAGCAAGGCAGAACUGGGAAAGGACAACAAAGGCGAUGCGUGUAAGGCAGACAAGAUUAACCCACACAGAGCACCUGCAGUACCUGAAUUCAGAGUUGUUAAUGUGGGAUUUCGGUCUUCACGUGGUUUUGUAUUGUGUGUUAGCUGGGACGCUUCUCGCCUUUGGACUCUACAAAUGAAACAAAUAGUGGCAAGUAUACCGAUUCCCAGGUUUACGUGUGUAAAUGCUUGUGAGUCAGCUUUGACUGAGCAACUCACUGGUAAACUGCUUAAAGAUAAAUGUGUGGGUCACCUGCACCCUCAUGGUAAUGGAUUCUGCCAAAUUACAAACAAUUGUGUGUCAUGCUGUGGAGCCCUGUCUUACUUGGAACAACUUCUGCAGCGCGUUCUGGAGAAUGCAGAGGCCUGCAUCUCUGAUGGACAGGAUACCGGCUCUUAAGAGGAGUUGUAACAUGAUGCCUCGCGUUGGCUGCUUAUCUCAUUGAACUUUGCCUGAUACAUUGCCAUGACUUAAAAUGGCAGGAGAGAAAACUUCAGCUGUGGAGUCUGUGAGUCUGUAACUAUAAAACGCAAGCACUAAGUGAUGUUAGAUUUCAUUUCCUUGUUCUCCUGAGGUGGUUUAGCCACAGCAAUCAGAAUCUGCUAGGCUGAAUAUUCUUCAAUACUAGUCAAAAUAAAGCCUAAUGAUUGCAUUUUUCAUUGCUUUCCCCCUUGGGGAAAGGGUUUGAUGAUAUCACGUGAAUGAACAGGGUGAUACCCAUGAAGAGCACAGGGCAGGAAAGGCAUACUGAUGUUUUGCACAGUAGCUUCUAACAUUAAAAUACCCAGAACAUGGUACAAUUUAACCAACUGACUACUCAACUCAUGCCCAGUAGGGUAGAGGGUGCUUUUGCUUUUUCCUUCCAGAUGCAGGACAGACAUGAAUAUCCAUUCACACAAAAUGCAGUUAACUUAUGGAAUUCAGUGCCACAAGAUAUGGCAGACCUAUUUACUCUGUCUGCGUAUUCAUGAGGCACAUGUGAACAGAAGGGGAGUGUUGCCUUUCAAAUAUCAAAUCCCAUAACAAAAUUAAUGCAUAACUAAUUCAACGAUUAUUUAUUUUCAUAUAGCUUAUUUGUCUGUGUUGAUGAGACAUUUAUGAAUAAGCUGAAAUGUUCAACACUUAAUAAAGCAGACUGCUAAUAUCAGGUAGCUAUUAUUUCAAAUAAGGAAAUAUGGCCCGGAUGUAAAACUCUUCCUUACUAUCUGCAGGAUACAUAUUUCCACCUUCUAAGAAAUUAAUUUCUUUCCUUGUUUCGUAAACGCAAGAUGUUUCUUCAAAGAAUAAACUGUUCCUGAAGUGAAAUAUACAACUAUAAGGGAUUUAUGAGGCAUAUUUAAGGGGUAUUUUUCUUAAUAUAAGCUCCUUUCUUAAGAAUAAAAAAGAACAGAAAAAAACUGAUUAGAGAAAUCAAUAUGCAUGAAAAAUAAUAUGUAGGCAGAAAACAAAACUAAGGAUAGAGCAGAUGAAGUUCAUUUUAGGAUUCUUUGAGAUGAAAAAGCAAUUACUGUAUGUAUUUUAAGCAAAAGUAGUUCAAAUUAAUAAACCUGGAUAUAUGAAACCUACUCGUUUUUUCACCAAACUCUUGAUAUGCAGCAGUAUCCGUUAAAAGGUCUGACAAUCAUGUUUGCAAAAAACCCCCCAUAAAGUAUGGUGGAAAGUAGAACUAUGAGAAUUAAUGGUGUAAAUCUGACAGUCCCUUAGUGGAAACAAAUUUCUAUUUUUUUUCUUGGAAAUAUCCUGAAUUUUCCUUGUAUUAAAACUUGAAAAUUGGAGCUAAAAUUUUUGCUAUUCGUGGUUGGCAUUGCAUUCAUUAUGAACAAAAAAUUGUGACAUUGAAGGAGAUUUUAUAACUUUGAUCCAUCUGUGCAGCUGGGCCUGUGCAUAUGCAGCCCUGUCAGAUGACCCUCAAUUGCCCCAAUAACUAUUUGGGAAGAGAGAGCAAUAGGGACUAGACUCAGGUCCUUGUUGCCUCUCCCAACGAAUGAUCAGUUUGAUCACUGAUUUAUCUGAAAGUGGCUGUUCAUGUGCUGAACUUGGGAAAGGAGAAACCAUGUUCAAAGUACCCAUUUGCACAUAGGGUUCCCCAUUCAACUGAGGCUGCUCUAGAGGAAGCACACUUACAAAUGUGUUUUACGUGCACAUAAAAUCCAGGAUGCCUUAAAAUGAAGUCAAAUGGGCCACGUCCUGGUUAUAGUGCAACAAUUUAAACGGACACCUUUCUAAAAUUUGUAUUACUCUUUAAGUAUAUUGCUGUCAAAGACAAAAUUCUAACCCAGUGUUGUUGCCUAACCCAUUUUUUGGCAAAUAUGUCCAAAGUCAAAUCCACAGUGUGAAACUCCAUCAUACCUUAGGGUGGUUUGCCUGAUUAAACCAAGGAACCACGGAGCAAGCAGCUGUGCAGUGUGGGCAGUCAGGAAAUGCAGACCUUUUCCAAUGAGGCACCUAGGUUGAACACCCAUGCCCCUGUUCUCUCCUUGCCUUCUCCUCAUGAGCAGGGACUCUUUCUUCUCUGUACAGCUCCUGACACAAAAUAGAUGUGAUGUAGUGUUACUGAUAAAUGAUACAGUAGCAGUUGACCUCUUACCUGCGUCAGCCUUGCAAAAACGUUUUUCAGAUCCACUCUUCUGCCCACUAAUCAGUCUGCUUUCCAUCUGUUCUGUCCCACCUUCCCUUUCUGCCCACCUUGGUGCUGUUUGCUUGCUAGAAAGGGUAUUGCAGCACUGCCAGAACUCCUCCUCCAGGCAAGUGGCUAAGGCUUGCCCCCCCCCCCCGGAUUUAGAUACUGAUUUAAAAGUAGUACUCAAAGCAGUGGAAGCCAGAGUAAAGCCUAUAGAAUGUGACCCGUGGAAACUAGUGACAAUUCCAGUACCAUGGACAGCAGAGUUGUCAUUUAAGAGCUUCCCAAAUUCGUUUUGCAAAAACGGAACAGGAGAGCAAAAAAAUGACACUCGAAACCACCUCUCGUUUCCUUGUUGCUCUUGGUGUAUAAAUAUUGACACAUUUGCCCUCAGGCAGUUUAAAUAAUUGGAACUUCUUGCUGGAAGCCUACUGUCUGAAUGAUCAUUCUGGGGUGUUUUUUUGGGGGGGGGGACACUUAUCAAGCUCUUCUCAUUUUGGAUCAUAUCAGCCAGAAUGCAUUGAACACGGAACAAAAGCUAUUUCCCAGGAGUGACAUAGUGGUGUCUAAUUGUGAUUUCCCUUGUUAUGUGGACUAAAUGGAAGAAGCAAAGCUCAGGGCAGCACACUAAGGUUGGUACUGGACAAAGAUGUUUGUGUCACAGAAGGGUCCAAAAGUGGGGCAGGGGUUUCUUGCUAGUGAUUUUGCACACCCAUCUAUUAUUUUUAAAAUUCAAAUGCUGGACCUAGAGAGAGACCAGUUGUCUACAACUCAGAAGAAUAUGCCUUAUACUUGCAACAUGCACCCCCUCCCCUAUUACCCUGAGACUUCAUUAUGGGUAUAUUGGCAUAGGCUUUGAUAUGUACCUCAGGACGUGGAAGCCUGGGGGGCAGAAUGGAAAUAACUAGGUUUCCCCAAAUGUUUCUGUGCUUUUUCUUCUUUCAGAAAACUGAAAAAAAUGGGAGGGGGGCAGUCCCCCCAUUUUUCCAUUUCUGCUGUCCCAGGCCUUCACAUUGCAAUAUGUACCUAAACAUACUGGUCACUAUGCAAACCACUAUGAAUGCAGAAUAUGCAUGGAGAUGAUUCCAUAGUCUCAACAGACCAUGUAAGCAGUGUGUGUGUGUGUGUGUGUGUGUGUGUGUGUGUGUACCUCCCAUUACCCCAUCUAGCCUUCCCCUCUGCUUAGUUUGAGUUAUUUAUGUUUCAGGGCAUGAGCUUCAUGAGAUAAGAUGAAAAGUUGGAUGGGGAUAUGGAAAACUCACAUAGACUUUCCACUAACCCUUAUAGCACAUUCCCUGCCCCCACAUACUGCACAUGGUGAAAAUAGGGCUCCGUUUGAACCCACCGGUUCCAUAUAUAUUCAGGUGCUGUGUUAAAGGUGGACAGGAUUGUACCUGCUGUGAGUUGGUGGCACAGUACUCUGCCUCCAUCUCUAGCUGUGUUCCUAAUUAGGACUCCACUGUUAGGUAUGAAGAUUAGUACACAAUUAAAGAGGCACUAAAUUUUGUCUGGUGCCCCAGCCCUAGUUGUAAGGACCAUCCUGGAAUGUCCCUCAUUCACUGACAUCUAGUUAAUCUUCCAUUAUUAGACCGCCUCUUCCCCCUCCCCUCCCUCUCCAUGCUUCAAAAAUAGCUUCAAAAGCCUGCUAAUUAAUUAAUUACUCUACAGUCAUGCAAAAAUCGUUGCUAGUAUACAUGCCAUUUCUUAAGAGUGGGGGGGGGAUGGACUUGUUAUUUACCUUGCACAAUCCUGCAUCCAUGCCGUUCUAGAAUAUAUUUUGAACCCUUCCACUGAUAAAAACAGCAAAUUAUUUUGGGGUUGGAGGUGGGGGGAAGCAGCCAUGACCACACAGUCCCAGAGGACUCUGGGAGGAGAGGUUGUUUGAGGCACAGGAAGAAGCACGUUUAGUUCUGAAUUGUUAACAAUGACUGCAAGGGGUGUGAGUGUGGCAUUCCCUGGGCAGCUGCCAGUUUAGCUAUCCUUUCAGUCUACAUCCUACUAGGUAGUUUGCUUGCUUAUGCUUUCAGGCCUCCCAAAGCUCUCUAUAAACACUGAUAAGGACAUCAUAAACUGAGCUUGAAUCCUGGGAACACAGAGGCACUGGGUGAAUUGGUCAAUUGCCUUCCCUGGGCAAGGUUUUCCUUCCCCUCAAGGGAGCAGUUUGGGGAUGCUGCUGGAUCCAGCUGUGUCAUUGGAGGCCCAGGUCGUCACAUUGGCUAGAAGCACAUUUUAGCACAGAGGUCAGCAACCUUUUUCAGCCAUGGGCCGGUCCACCGUCCCUCAGACCUUGUGGAGGGCCGGACUAUCUUUUUUUGGGGGGGGGGGGGUGAAUGAACAAAUUCCUAUGCACAAAUAACCCAGAGAUGCAUUUUAAAUAAAAGCACACAUUCUACUCAUGUAAAAACAUGCUAAUUCCCGGACGGUCCGCGGGCCGGAUUGAUAAGGUGAUUGGGCCACAUCCGGCCCCCGGGCCUUAGGUUGCCUACCCCUGUUUUAGCAGCUGCAACUGGUGCAAACAGCGAAGGCCUUUCUUGGGCUUGGGAGAGCUUGACAGCAGUAGUUCAGGCAUUUGUGACUUCAAUAUUAGAUUAAUGCAAUGCGGGGGGUGGGGGAUUCCCUUGUGCUUGAGCCAGAAGCCGCCGUUAGUGCAGAAUGCUACAGGAUGGUUGCUGACAGGAGUGAAACCCUGGGUGGAAUUCAGUGUAGCAAUAAGUGGUGAGACCUCCAGGUAUAGGGUGGCAUAUAAAUUCAGAGAAGAAGAAGAAGAAGAAGAAGAAGAAGAAGAAGAAGAAGAAUGGGUAUGGGGAAUGAGGGCCACUUGUGUAUCUAGACCUGCCCCCCCCUGUGUGCCCCCUGGGCACCUCCUAAACCUGUUCUGGGAGAUUCUGCCAACCCUCCAGAGAACAUUGAGGGGUGUUCAGGGGGCAUACAGGGAAAGAGAAGGGGAGGUCAUAGAAUCGUAGAAUUGUAGAGGUGGAAGGGACCCUAAGGGCCAUCUAGUUCAAGCCCCUGCAAUGCAGGAAUCUUAACAAAAGCAACCAUGAAAGAUGGCCAUUCAACCCCACUGCUUGAGGAGACCUCGUUCCGUGCAUGCAGCAUGCAGCAACUUCUUAGUUGAAUCCCCCUCCCCUCCCAUCUGCAUAGAACACCUCUGCAUAGAGAGGUGUACUGUUGCUGGACCAAGUUCAGGCUACUACUUUUAAGUAUACAAAGCCCUUAAGAACACAGGGCUAGUUUACUUGCAGGGUUGCCUUACCCAGGGUGUCCAAACUUUUUUCAAAGAGGGCCAGAUUUGAUGAAGUGGACAUGCGUGAGGGCCAACCAAAGAACUGACCAAAGUUGUUGACUGCUUCGAUCUGCAGAACAGCUGCUGUUGCAGUUGCCACAUAAUACUUGUUCUGCUCUUGUAAUCAAUCUUUCAGUCCAUCUUUCACUUUGGAACUCCCCACCUAUUGAGAUCAGGCCCGCAACUUCACUGUAUUCUUUUCCGUACCUGCUUAAAACAUUUUUUUUUUCAUUUAGGCAGACCUAUCCAGACAUGUGUUUUAACUCUUUUUAGCUAUUCUUGGCUUUAAUUAGUUUUGAAUGUAUUAAAAUACCUGUUUUUAUCUGUUUUUAUGCAUAGUCUUUAAUGUUUUAUUUCAUAAAUCAGUGACGGAAUCAGUGACGAAAGAGGAUCUAGAACAGAUGGACAAUGAGGAACGGAGAGUUAGUGGUAGGAAUGUAAUUAAAUAUGGGUUUGGACUAUGUGGCAGUAAACACAGCAUAAUAAAAAUUGCCUGCUCUUUAACUGUCAUAUCAUUUAUACUCCUGCUCCAUGUUGCAGCAAGUAGAACAUUGUAAUCUCAUGUGACCAUUGAAACAUCUCGCAUAUCUAUAAGUGGUUCAACUGGUUAGAGCAUGGUGCUGAUAACGCCAAGAUUGCAGGUUUGACCGCUGUAUGGGAUGGUCGCAUAUUCCUGCAUUGCACGGGGUUGGACUAGAUGAUCCUCAGGGUCCUUUCUAAUUCUACAAUUCUAAGAUUAUUUGACUACAGAGGAGGACUGAAUUGGAAGGGGUGGAGCUUUGGGGACUUCUGUGCGGGACAUUUAGAGCACUAUUGUUCCACCUUAGCGGCCAUGGCUUAUCCAGGAGAAUCCUGGAAACUAACUAGUUAAGGGUUCUGAGAGUUGCUAGGAACUUCCUAUUCCCCUUACAAAGCUACAAUUUCCAGAGUUCCCCUGGGAUUGGUUGUUAAACCACACUGGGAAUUGCAGCUGGGAAUUGGAUUCUUUGGGAGAAGCCAUAACAUAAAUUGGUGGAUAAGGGUGAGAUCCAACAUAGUACAGGUGGGCAUCAUUCAUGCAGCAAGGCUUCUCCUUCUCCCCAGGCCGUGUCCAUGGACCUCCAAACUCUGCCCUAGAGGGUUGGGAGACUGUAUGGAGCAGAAAGGGGACAGGGGAAAAUGCAGGCAGCUGAAGAGGAGUGAUUUACAUAUUGCAAGUGGGUGUCAUUGGAUGUCACCCUGGUAUAGGUACCAUGAGUAUCUAGAACUUCUUUAUUGCCUUUUGAGUACCAGUUCAUGGAAAUAUUGUGCUCCGGUCUUGCAAGCAGGUUUCCCAUAGACAUCUGGUUGGCCACUAUGAGAGCAGGAUGCUGGACUAGAUGGGCCAUUGGCCUGAUCCAGCAGGCUCUUCUUAUGUUCUUAUUUACAUUUCAGCAAGCAUGGUGGAAAACUACAGCCUAUGCAAGCCAGAGAAGCAGGACUGGAAUCCAUAUCUCUUUAAAGCCAUCCGGUCAAUAGUGUCAUUUCUGAAGCUAAAUUGGAUAAGAUUCUAGACAAUGUGCUACAGUCAGGGGUCAUGUACUGCCCAUGGAGAGAGCCGUUGAAUUAAUUAAAAUGUGUUAUCUAAUGACUCAUUCUUCUUGUGUAAUUUCCCUUCUUCUCCCAUUUGUUAACAGCUGCACUGGUUGCUUCAUCAGUCUUUUCUUCCCCAAGCUAUUUCAGAAACGUUUAGUGCUACGUGUUUCCUUUUGCUGGGUCUUAAUUGACACUCGGAUCUAUUGUCAAUAGAUAAAGAUGGUUUGGCAGCCCCAGAGAGCAUUAGCAGGGUGCACUCGUCUGAUGGCUGUCUCACAAACAAAAGUUUUAGAGGCUUUAAGUGAAAUUGGUUUCAAGUGGAGGUGAAGAGCCAAAGUGGGUGAACAGAAGCCUUUUGGGGUCUAUUGCUGUGCCUGGCUAUAGCAUUUCUGACAGCUGGUGAGGAUGUUUGAGUGCCCCAAUCCCUACCGAAUAAAAUAUUAUGUACAUGAGCAAAAGGAGCAUGUUCAGUAGAAAGGGCCUUUCCCCAGCAUGCUAGCUUUUCUAUCUUAAUUGAGAUUUUUGUAAAAAAAUAAAAUGUGAGGAGCAUUCCAUUCUUCACCUGUCAUUUGAAAUGGUACAGCUCAGCACUCGGAGCUUCUGCUCGUCUGUUUUAACUCUUAGUCAGACUGGCAAUCCACAGCCACCCCAAUGAUAAAUUGAGAGAUGAUUUAGUGAGCGACUGAAUUGCAGCAUAACUGAAAACAUCUGGUUUUGGCAGAAAAAAGUCUGUCUUGGCAUGAACCUGUUUAGCGAGAGGAAGGCAAACCCAGUAGAACUUCUUGAAGAGUGAUACAGUGAUGUGUGCAGAUGGAUGUGAAUUCUGAUAACUGCAUGUGGCUGCACCAAGGGAUAAGAAAGACCCCAGUAGGUCCUUGCCAGGAUCAGAGUUCCUUUGAGCAAACAAGGCCUGCAGGUUAAAAGGUUCCGGUGACAUAGGGGAGGAGAGCCUGCCACACUAGAUGAAAGCAUAGUCAACAGAAAACUAGGCAGCAAGGAAGAUGGCUCCUGUGGAGCCUUAGUAGAGUGGAGCCAAUGCCAUGGGAAGGUAACUUGUCAUCAAGGAACAGAGAGCAGCAUAAGGCAGCAGGCCGGCUGGCUGGGAUGGUAGCAAACAUAAUCAGGCUGAAGACAAAGCCAGACACAGUUGCUGGGGCAAAGGCUUCAUCCUGACCUGGAAGCUCCUUUCCUCAAGUAGGUUGCCAGUCUUGGGGAGGGUGAGCAAAGCCCUGUGCUGGUGAAGACCUGCAGUGGCUCAGUCAGUUAGGAAACCAGCUGUGAGAUGCGAGAUUGCUGGUUUAAGCUACCUGCACUUUUCCACUUUUACUCCAAAAAGCUCAAAGUAAUAUAUGUGCUAGCCUUCCCCCAUCCACCCCUUUUAUCGUCACAACAACCCUGUGAGUUAAGUUGGCUAAGCGUGUGAUUGGCCAUGGCAACAUGAACCUGGGUCUCCAGGCUUAGCCUGGCGCUCUUAACUCCUACAUUCUCUCCUGGGCUGAGAGGACUAAGCCUGAGUGUUCUUACAUCCUCUGCCAUUUCCAUUUCUGUUCUCCAUGGUGCAAAAGGCAAUGCAUGCAUCCAAUAGUGGUGUUUUGGAGUUUGUCAUGUAUGUGCAUGGAUUUGCUAAUUGAACAUAUUGAGCGGGAUUCACCUAACAAAACACGUCAGAGGUAGACAUGCAUAAGGACUUCCACUUGUGCAAUGGGUCACCCCCCCAUCUCCUCUCCCAGACCCCUCAAAGUUGACUCAGGGUGGGGAGAGAGGAAUCAUUUUGUCUGGCAAGCCGAAAAGCUUGUGCAGACAUAAUGUUUGUAAUGGCACACCGUUGAAUUCCAUCUGUUGUAAUUAACUGUUUCACAAAGGUGGGCAUAUGAAAAUGUAUAUUUCUCCCAAGACAUUUCAUAUUAAUAGAAGAGAGAAGCUUUGAAAGCUGCUUGGUUAUCUGUUCCGCAGACCUGUUUGAGAUUAGGGAUUUAUUGCCUGUGAGUAAGUUUGACCCAGGGUGAGGCUGGGGCUGUCUCUGUAUGUUUGGGACUUGCGUGCUGAGACUCAGAUGAAGGAAUAAUAUUAUGGAUUUCCCAGCAGUUGUCCCAGGUGCAUGAUGUGAGCUGACAGGGUCUGAUAGUGAGAGAGCCAGUCUUUUUCCAGGAAUGAUUGUGUUUUCCUUGCAACCUUUCUCCAUCUCUUAUCCUGAGACAGAAUGUGGGAUGUUGUGUUGUUAACAGUGAAGACUAUGAAAAUGGAAUCGGAUUAUAAAUGGCCCAAUGUGUGUCUCCAGGCAGGCACCUUCACAGUCACCAAAUGCUGAUGUUUGUAUGUGCUGUGAUUUCCUUCAUCUUAGCGCAUGAAUUGACAAGUAGGCCAUUGACUGCCGGGGCAGAGGGGGGGAGCACUGGGGAGCAUACAAAUGCUCUACUGUGUUGUUGCUCACACCUUCCCCUCCUCCUCUGUCCCAAUGUCCAGAAGACAAUGGCUCAAUCCAAGCCAAUGUUCACAGCUGGCAUGGGCAGAGGAGAGGCCAGGGGAAGGGUGGAGAGGCUGGAAAGAGCCAGGGGCCAAGAGGGAGGCCAGAAAGAGGAAGAAGGAGGUGAUGAUGAUAAUGGGUCUUGAUAUGAACACCUAGAGAAGGUGUUCAGAAAAUAUUGGGGCGGGGGGGAGAUAAUCCUGAAUGGGGAGGAGGGGAAAGGAGAAAGGUAUCAGUAUAUAACCAUUUAUCCUCAUACAUAUGCCUAUAACAUGUAGUGGAUGGGAUUUUGCAUGGCUAAAAUGGACAGUUUGAAACCUGCAUGCAUUUAUAUUCACCCCAUGCUUUUUUUAAUUCGCUAUCUUGUUAUCCCAAGAUUGGGAAAGUGGAGAGAUCAGGACAGAGGUGAAGAAUCAGAAUCACUCUUAUUUCAAAAAUCGUAGUAGAAUUAGUUGUCCCAGAGGUCAACAGAUGCAAGAAGCUGAUGUUUUACUUACAAACCAGGGGGUGGGAGUGAAUCCUAUGUAGAGAAAAUUUUAAGAGCUAUGGCUGCAGUCCUCAGAAUUGUACCAGAAUAACCUAAUAUGGAAGGCCUUCAAGCUAUUUGAGUUCAUCUACUGUCUCUUCCAACCCCUUAUCACCUUUGGAGUCUGUCUGCUAAGCGAUCACUUUCCCUUUUUGCUGUAUUCUGGAAAGUCAUGUUACUGUGCAAUAUUUUCAUUAGCUGAACGAAGUCAGGCUUGUAUCAGAUUUUAGAAAGCAGCCAAUGGGGUCGUUGGCACAUUAGGAAAAAGAUACUAUAAAGGUCCGUUUUAUGCUUUACAGGGGCUUGCCAGCUACUGGAUGUCCACUUAAUUAGGAGCUGCAGUCAGUUACUGUCCUCCAAUAAGCAUGUUUGUUAAGACAAAUGUACUUGCAAACCUGUAUUUAGUUGCACUUUAAAACGUCUUAGGCAUACAUCUGAAAAUGUAAUGUGAAAAGGUGCCCUAAUGGUGAUCAUACACAAGGGGGUUUAUAAGUGAUUCAUUUUGACCUGUGAAGUAUUUUGAGCUCUUUGACCAUCAUAGGCAUACACGGUAUCAUUAGGGAAGAACUCCUUUGGAGCUUUAACUUUAGCCCUCUGUUGAAAAAUGACAAAUGAGAAUAAAUUCUUUUCUUCUAGGUUCUUGGGUUGUAUUGGAUAUCAGGAGCUUUAACUUGUAAUAAGUGCCUAACGAGCCAUGAGGAAUUCCGCUUGUCUCUUUGCCCUGGGUUCUGGUUGUUCCCAUGAUGUGUCUUGCAUGAAGUUGGCCCAGAAUUGCAAAGCAAAAUGAUUGCUUUCCUAAGAUCAGAAGGUGGAAUCUGUGACAGUGCUGUGGUGAACAGUGUGUAUAUGUGUGUGUGUCUUCAGUGGUGGGUUAGAGUUCAAAACUCUUUGCUUUAGCAAUCCUCAGAGAUCUGGAAAGUAAUUUCUAGAUUAGUUUUCAACUGUAUCUUUAUGUGGCUCUAACUUCCUUGGUAUCUGUGAGACUAAGCUGACUUGCAUCUUAACACACCAGUGUCUGGAGGCUGGGGUUCUCAAGCACUGGCUUACUAAGCUUUCCUAAACCGCCUGGGAGAAGGAACCCUGUGCUAAUUGUGGCCAUAAUUGAUCUGGCAUGCAAGAGCAGGAGGGGAAAGAGGAGACCUCACGGUAUGCUUUGAAGUAUCAGGGGAUCCAACGGAAGCAAAAAAAUAAAUAAAAGCAAAAGUCCUGUCCAUUGAAACCAAAUGAACAAAGAGAGGAAUCAGAAAUGGUGUGUCGUUUUAACAAGGAACCAAAUACCUAUCAAUAGUCAUUAAAUUGCAUUGAUCAAAUGGUAGCUGAAAGGUACAAAAGUCAGGUAGCUGAAGUGGCAGGGAUGUAUCCUUGAAUUGCCCAAAACUCUGUAGGAAAGCAUACUUCAUACUUUAAGACAAUUGCAGCAAAGUGAUAACGUGACCUAUCUAGAGCUGAUGAUUUUGGAUGGUUUAUUGAGAGCAUGGUAGGGAGUAAAUUGGUGCUGGAUCCAAGGGCUUUUCAAGGAUCUUAUCUGCUCUAGUUUUUAUGGUGAGGGUUUUGUGUAUAUGUGUGCAUGCCUUGCUUAGUAAUAUGGUCCUUAUCCCAUUUUCCAUUGUAUCUCAAUAUUUUGUACAUGCUCUGAAGAAAUAGCGGACUGCAGCCACUUUGCCCUGGGUGGUCUGUGAGGUAUCAGCAUUGUGGGGGUGGGAAGGGUGCAUUUGUGACUACCGUGCCCUCUCAGGUCACAAGAGUUGCAUCUCCUUCUGAGAGUGGCUGCUUAGUUUUACCGUCAGGUAAUAAAGAGCUUAAUUAAUGAGGAAUGCUGAGCUGCAUAUCUGGGUUGAGGUUUAGGCAGGCACAGUGAACCUUUUGCAAAGUCUGCACACACACCAUACAUUUAAAGCAUAUAUGACUCCCCUCAGAGAAUCCUGGGAACUGUAGUUUGCUAAUGGUCCGGGGAAUUGUAGCUCUGUGAGGGGUGAACUAUAUUUCCCAGGAAUCUUUGGGGAGAUCAUGUGCUUUAAAAUGUAUGGUGUGUACAAAGCCAAAAGCUUCCUCUCUUGCUUUUUGCCUAUUGCUGCGAGAUAAGGAGGAGUCAGUUUCCAAAGCACAGAUGGCCCCCAUUGUGUUACUUCGGCUGGGAGGCGGAAGAGGUACAUGGAGGGAGAUACACACUGUUUUAACAGCCAACUCUGCAUCUGAGUGAAUGUCCCCACAAUGAAUAUUCCUGCGAUGACCCAGUAUUGCAACUCUGGCUGUAGGUGACCAAGGGGAAGUGAUUGAGCAUAGCAGCGUGUUUCCCCCUCAGUCAUUCCUGCAGCCUCCCCCCCUUAAGGCAGUGUUUGGUUAGGAAUCUCUUGUGUGGAUUCUUCAAACUCAUGGCUGGAGAACAAGCCAAUCAAUAGGCAGGGAAGUAUAAACAUGGAGGGAGGCAGAAGCGGGGAGAGGAGCCUGGCGCGUUCCAGAGAAUGUGCCGAUGAGGCACACUGAUUUUGCAGCCCAUUGUGUAUAUUCAUUGAAACCUUUUGGCAGUCACCUGCAAAGGACAGUUGUAUAUGAACGGACAUCUGCCCUGGUUCUAGGUUUGGAUAGAUAUAGCGCCCAGAAGUCCCUACGGUGGCUAAAAUAAGGCAUGCUAAGUAGCACAUCCACCUGGGUGCAGUAAAGGUCACAGUCUGAGACAGUAGGAAAUCAUAGCUUUAGGAUAAUAUGUGGUACACUGAAGAGUCUUCUCUGCGAUAGCAGGGAUAAUAAAUGAGAGUGUUUGCUGUUAAAAGUCUGCUACCCAUAGCAACCCAAGGCAGACAGUUUCUAAAGAGAGGUAUUAUGUAGGGUUUCUGUGCCUCACCACUGUCUCCCUGUGUGAUCUCGACCAAGUCCCUUAACAGCCUCGUGCCUCAGUUUCCCCACCAGAGAACUGUAUUUACAAGUAAUAUAACAUUUAACCUACCACAAGGGGAGCUGUGGGAACUGGUUUUGGCACCAUAAGGUAAUUUCAUACGGACGAUAUACACAGAUUAUUUUCUUUCCAAUGUCCUUCUGACUUUUUCUAAUGCAGAAUCCUCCCUCCCCUCCAUAAAAAUCAUAAGGUAGAGAAGUGAAGUUACAGAGAACCAGGCAGAGGAACCUGCCCUAUGGAAUGCCCUCCCAUCAGAUGUCAAGCAGACAAACAAUCAUUUGACUUUUAGAAGACAUCUGAGGGCAGCUCAGAAGGGAAGGGAAGUUUUUAAUGUUUGAUGUUUUAUUGUGUUUUUAUUUUUUGCUGGAAGCUGCCCAGAGUGGCUGGGCAACCCAGUCAGAUGGGCGGCAUACAAAUGAUAACAACAACUAUUAUUUUUAUGCAGAGUUGGUGUUGGAAAUUUCGUUUGGAGUUCACGCCCCCCCCCCAGUCCCCCGAAUCACAUCACAGGUUGCAAAACAGUCAAAGUCUGUGUUGAUUUCCAAGGUGGAAAUGGCAAGGAGGGGGGACAGAAUAGAUGCAUUGGUACAUUUUAUUUCAGGGUGUAAUGCUCAUCUGCAAACAUAAGUUUGGGUCAUGUCACUUAAAUACAAUCCCAUGUGUUUUCCCUUAUUUGUCAUUCGCUUUUAGUGUAGCUUUGUAUACCUGAAGUUAUACAUCCUAAACCCAGUGGGGUGGUGCUUCCUGGAUUUUAAUGUGAUCGAGGGGAGAACGGAAUUUUCCUGUCUCCCAAAAUUACCCUGCAUUAUGGAAGCUCACAUGCUGUGUAGCCGUAACUCUGCUCCAUUCGGCUCUUCCCCAUUCACCCUCUGCUUUCUCAGGCCUCUGCUUCCCCACCUCCACCCACCCCACCUCGCUGGUGUGCACCAGCCUAUUAAAAUGGCUGACCUUGUCAUCUUCUCUAGGUUCUUGCAUCUGGUUCUAAUUAAGGUAAACCCCUCCCCUCUCUCUCUGGCAGUUCCUUUGCUCUCCCCCACUUUGUGGCCCAGGGAGGAUUAUAGGUGAUUAGAAGAUGAGCAACAGAGCAAGUAUACAAGCAGGGUGGAGGAAGAGAGGGAGGGGAUUUUAUAAGUGGAAAUACCAUAUAUACCUAUCAGCGUAUCUUGCAGUGUACGUUCUGUUCUUAAUCUCUACACUUUGUAAAUACAGUGACCUGAAGCACCUUCAACAUCUGCAGAGAACUGCUAAAAAGCUGAAACAGAUCUUGCUCCAUAUGAAGGAUAUCUCAAGGAAGGGUUCUUAGGGUCAAGUUUGCGAAGUAGGAUCUGGAAUGAAACUGUGAUGGUGGUGGUGUUUUUGUUUCAGCUUGCUGAUCACAAAUUCAUUUGCUCUGCAAUUUAUUGAAUCCAUCCCUGACCUGGUCACCUAGUACUGGUUUGAUGCAGGGGCCACUCUGUGAUGUGGGGGGUUGGGGGUGGGAACCCAUAGGAAUUUUUAUCCUGAAGGCACUAAUGCUGUACAAUGUGCUGUCGUGUGUCCCUUUGGGUCGGAAGGAUGGGCUACAAAUUCAAUAAAAUAAAAUGCAAUAAACAAAUUAACUGUUACGGUGUAUUCAUAGCAAGCCCUCCAUCAUAUUCCUACCUUACAAACAGAAUGGAGACGCUAAAUCAUUCAAAGCUGCCCAGUGUGCCCAAGGCAGAAGUCCAAAUAAACACGAUCCAUUGUAUCACCCCAAGUUCCUUUUUGUACUCUGGCCUCGUUUUGACAUUUAGGACUGACAGAGAAAACCAGUCCAGACAGUGGAAUUCCUGGCAUUCUCACAUGUUCAAAGGACUAAACUUUUUCUAGGGCUCUAUUCCUUUUGUUAGGCUGGUACUUGAAUUAAUGCCCUUCUCUCUCUGCCCCCCUUCCCCGCCUCAUUUCCCCCAGCUCCUUCCAAAUAAACAUUUGCACCAUUUCCUGACACUGUCCUGCAGUUUGGUAGUAGAGGAAAUUGAGGAUACCUUAGGAUGAUAACUGGGAAUUCUGGAUUUCAGCAUGUAAAUGCCUGGUUCAGUCCCUUGGGCAGCUGCCUAUCUUUCAGUCUGCUCAGCGAGAGUGCAAAUGAGAAGUUUGUGAGAGGUUUGGGCACAGGGGUUAUUGGAGUAAUUGGAAAUGCUUCAGAAGGUUUAGGGUUAGUGAAAGGUAGCUCUGAAAAGAUUUGUAUGCACUUCAGCAGUGCUGGCCUGCCCAAGAGGCAGGCAGAAGCAGCCACCUCAGUGAUCUCAAGCAAGUUGGCUUACAUGAAAACUCUAUUAAAAUCAAUACAAAGACAACAAAAAUGCAAAACCAAGUCUGCAUGACUAGCAGUGCUAAAAUAGGUUUGAGCCAUCAGGUAUAAAAUCUGCCACCUGUUCAUGCCAACCAUCAGGGUUUCAAAUGCUGGGUUGAACAGAAGCGUGGUUACUAGGAAAUGUGCACUGUAACAUGAAGCCUGGAUAGCUCAGUUGGUUAGAGUAUGGUGCUGAUGAUGCCAAGGUUGCAGGUUUGAUCCCCAUACGGGAGAGCUGCAUUUUCCUGCAUUGCAGGGGGCUGGAGUAGGUGAUCCCCAAGGUCCCUUCCAACUCUGCAAUUCUAUGGUUGUAAGUGGCAUAGUAGGCUUUCCCAGGGAAAUAACUCCAAAGGUGCAGUGUCCCUGCUCAAAAAACCCUUGCUCCAGAGACCUAGAGAUAUCAUUUCCCAUGAGAAACAGGAUCCAAAGCAAGGCUGUAUAUAUGGGAACUGGCGUACAGCCUUGCUGUUUAAGGCUUGCUUAUUGUUCUGACUGGCACCUUGAUUCACCUGUGGAAGCAAAUGGGCAGCCAAUGUAGAUGGAGGUGACAUUUGCACUAGCUGCCUCUUCCAAACAAUCUUUGUGAGCUUAGUGAAGCACUGGGUGGUGGUGAUGAAAACCCUUGACCUCUAGGGAGGGGCAAGGUGUAUUGGAUGUUAAAGAAAGAGGGCACUGUUGUGACUUGGGAUUUCAAGGUAAUCAGCAGUGGACACCAAAUUCUCAGUUCUUGCCCAGUUUCCAAUAUGAUUCAGCUGGGAUAGCUCAGUUGGUAGAGCAUGAGACUCUUGAUCUCAGGGUCAUGGGUUCAAGCCCUACAUUGGGCGAACAAUUUCUGCAUUGCAGGGGGUUGGACUAGAUGACCCUGGUGGACCCUUCCAACUCUACUAGUCAAUUAUUCUAUGAUCUGUUUGAAUCGUCUGACUUUAUGAGGAAGGUUUAACUGCCAAGCAACAAGUUCUGAUGUUUAAACUUAAACAAGAUCCUCCCCCAACAUUUUUGGAGUCUUUCUUUAUCUAUUUUUUUAAAAAUGCAAACAGGGACAGAAAUGAGAGUUCUGUCUCAGAAGAAAAGAACAAAGAGAACAUGUUUGAUAUUAUAUAUUUGUUUGUUUCAUUUACAUACCACCUUUUCCUCAAGGUUGUAUUCCACCUCCUCAGUUAAUCCCCACCACAAUGCUGCGAGAUAGGUUAGGCUGAGAGGCAGUGACUGGCCCACUGAGAUUCAUGACUGAGUGGGGAUUUGAACCCUGGUCUCCCAGGUCGUAGUCUGACACUCAGUGAUUUUAAUGGGAGAUAGUAAACCACAAACUCACUCUAUCCACUGAUGUGAAUGAGGUUUAAACAUGCAAUUGUGCAUAAUUUAGAUCCCCCAUGCCUAUUUUUUUAAUUCCUAAUGAAAGGAUACUCAAGUUUACCGGUAAUCUAGUUGCUUCAAGAAAAUGCAUAUGUAACUAGAUUUUUUUUUCAUAUAUGCAGCAUUCCACAUGAUUCUGAACUAUUUUCCAAUUUUAAUGUUGCUCUAGCUGUAAUUAACAUUCCCAAGUAGUUGGCAGUGAGUAGGUUUUAUUCUCUCUUUCAUCAGUCCCAAAAGAUGUAGUGAAAGAGAGAACGUGACUUACUGUGCCUGAGACAACAAAAAGCCUCUUUCCGAAAGCUCAUAAUCCUCUGAUAGUCCCACCAGAUGUGCAUUAUAUAUGCACUUGGAGAUGUCUGUUGGGGUUCCACGGAUGUGAGUUGACUGAAAGAUGGUGCAAGAGCAGCCUGUACAUAUUUGCUUGCUAAUAUGUAGGUGUGGAUGUUCUGCUGCUUGGUUUGUUGCUAUCUGAUUCAACGUUUUGUAGAGAAAUGUCGAAAAGGGGAUUUCACUGAGGUUUGGAAACAUUGGGGCUUGUUAAACACUGGCUACAUUCAAAUGUCACAAUAAGCCAGAAACUCGGGCUUAUGGUAGUUUAUUGGGAUCGAGCAAUGAGCUGCUGCCCAGUCACUCCUGUUUGCUCCACUUUUGGCAUGAGCAGGAGAAGCAAACCAGGAAAUGGCAGUUAAGCUUAACUUUCUAUUACAAUCAUACCUCAGGUUGAAGUUGCUUCAGGUUGAGUGUUUUUGGGUUGUGCUCCACAGCGACCUGGAAGUAACAGAACACGUUACUUCCGGGUUUCGCCGCUCACGCAUGCGCAGACGCUCAAAAUGACGUCACGCGCAUGCACAGAAGCGGCGAAUCGUGGCACGUGCACAUGCAGACGCGGGUUGCAUUCGCUUCAGGAUGUGAACGGGGCUCCGGAACAGAUCCCGUUCGUAUCCAGAGGUACCACUGUAUAACCAAAUCUGGAGUUUUGGUUUGGUCCUCCCAAACAAGCCACAAUUGCUAGCCAACCCGAAGCUAUGAUUUGUUGUUGACUUGCUUGUGGACUCUGUGGGAGAAAACAAAACACCAUUGUGGGUUUGACUGUAACAGGAAACCGGGGGAGAUUCAAACAGGAGUCACAAGGCAGCGUGCACCCAAUAAACCUCUGGCUCAUUGUGAUGUUUCAAAUCGGGCAUGCAGAACUUCGAAAUGAUAAGGAUGCGACAAUUAAAAGAACUUUCUCUUUAUUCUUUGAUUGCUAAAUGAUUGUCUGCAUCAGGGGCAGCCAACAUGGUGCCCUCCGGAUGUUGUUGGAUUCCAACUCCCAUCUGCCCCAACUAGCGGGAUGAUAGGAUUUGUGGUUCACCUUGGCUACUCUGGUGUAAGCGGAAAGGUCUUUAGCACUUCUAGAAAAUAUGGAGCCUAUAUUGGCUUUCUGGAGAAAGAUUCUUUCAAAGUAGCUGGGAGGCACUACUAAUAAAUUCUUCCCUUGAUAUCAUUGCUAGUCUAGUUUGCCACAUAGGUGACAUAUGAGGAGACUGCUUUGAGAUUGUAAAAGGAGGUAGGAAAAGAGCCAAUACCUAGAGUAACUGAAGCCUAAGCCAUUUGGCAAUAGUCUUCAGGAGCAUCUCAACACAAGGUGGAAUACCUCAGUCCAGUCUUGAGGUUGGACUCUUUAAGUAAAAGAGAAAGGCCACAGCCCCCUCACUAAACAGAAUCAAUAAUAUUGGUAAAAUACUCACGUUCUCACUAUGUAAGCCAGCUGCUGGUAUAUACUGUACUUAAUUUGUACCUAAUAUUGGGAUAUAGCUUCCAGAUGUACCUGUUAGAUAGGUGAAGUUUAAGGCUGACCUGAAUGUUCUCAUGUGAACUUAUUCCACUCAGAACAGAUAUUUGGAUAUGUGGUGCCAUCUAAAGCCAAAUCAGAGCAAGGGUUGUUCUUCCUGCUCUUCCUCUAGUGAGUUGUGGGUGAAAUAAAAAGAGAAAAUGGAGCCCAGCAGCACCGAGAAGCAUGACUGCUGCCACUGCCAGGACAGCUGGUAAAUGGAGUGAAUUUUGUAUGGCCCCCAGAAAAUGGUAUGUGUUUCAGCUCCCUAUGUAAAAUACUGUCUUUGUUUAAAUUCUGGGUUUAUAACAGCCCUUAUAACAGCUGUGUCUGAAUGUAAUACUGAGCCACAGUUUGGUGGGUCAUCAUUGGGCUCACAGGUUCUGCUUCCCCUCUUCCCCUUUGGUGCAUCAGUGAGAGGAGACCGGAAACUUUCACUUUCACUUACUCGUUUUAUCUCAACCAGGAAUUGUGGUUAGUGCUAAUUAUUGUUUAGGGUAGUCUUCCCUAACUUGGUGCCCUCCAGCUGGUUUUUGGGAGAAUCUGAUGGGAGUUGUAGUCUAAACCAGCUGGUGGAUACAAGUUGGAGAAGAAAUCUGUUUUAAGGAAACAAACGGGUAUCAGAAACCACAGUUUGAAAGUGGCUUGUUUUCUAGGGGCCUAAACUUUUUAGUAUAACUAAUCACAGUUUGUCCAGGUUGGACAUAUUGAGUAACAUCAUCUAGCUGAAAGUGAAGCAAUAGUUUCUUCCUUGUAACCAAAAUGGAGGAUGAAGGGGAAGGCAGGCUUGGCCCUGAAGAUUGUGUACAUAAUACCAAAUCAUUAUAUUAUGUGCAAAGCAAGGCCUAAGGUACACUCUACCAAAAUUGUUUUGUUUUGCCUGUUAAGUGCUGAAGAUUGACAACAAAGGAAAGUUAUUAAGUUCUAUAAAUAACAAUAUAUUCAAGCUGCAUUUCUGAAGGAUGUUUAUUGUUUCUGCUAAUAACUAUGUUAUAUUUGAAAGGCACAUUGCAGCUUUGCAGUAGAAGGUAUAAUAUUGUUGGAACUGUCACUGAGGAACAGCACUGAAAUUGUGAAAAGGAAUAAAAUGAUAGGUUUGUGUGGCACACUGGGGGGAAAAGCAGCUUAAAAUAAUAUGUUAAGAAAUGUAACUUUUGAAGUGAAGGUUUACGGCAUUUCCUAGGAGGGCUUUUCAUUUGCCAGGCCACAAGGAAGCUUGUUGUUCUUCCCGUUUGCUGCCUCAGUCUGCUUCUUCCUCAUAGAGUGACUUCUAUUUUCACCUGGCACCAAAGUUCAAAUGCCAGGCUUGUGGGCCUUUGGACUGGAGUUUAGGAAGAGACUAGUAAAGAGCAGGUUGAACCACGCACCAUAGAUAACAAAGGGCUCUGACAGGGUUAGCACUUGGAAGUUUUUGCUUGGGGAAGAUGAGCGCUGACCGAGUGCAUUUUCUAUUCCAUGUCUGUCUUAUUGGAACUGGGAAGAAAGGAUCUCUCCCAUUUGGGGAGUUUCGAGUGCGUUUGUGUUCCUCUGAAGCUUUCUGCUCCCUUCUAAUCUCUCGUUAGAAAGGGAAGGGGGCAAAGGGGCAUUGUUUAAUGUUGUUAGGAGCUCGUGACUCCAAAGAGCAGCAUUAGCUUAUAAUUAAUCACCUAAGCUGGCUUUUGGUAACAAGUCUUUACUGAAUAGAAGUUUCGAGCAACAAGAUGCUCUUAAGAGCUCGCACUCGGCUGCAGACAUUCCAGAGAUACUUUUUGCUCCCAAAGAGAUGGAUGGACAGACAUACGAAGGAACUUGUGAAAAGGCAAACCACGAACAGGUUUGGGGAAGCAAUUCCCACUGUUUGAGGUGGUUCAGGGGGAAGAACACAAGAUGGGAGUCCGUUGUCUUGUGUUGCAUUAAGUUUGUAAGAGAUGAGUAUUUUAAAAAAAUUACUCUGGGAUGGAUACAGAGCAUGCUGCUCCAAGAGAACUGGCAUGUCCCCAGAGCUGGGUAGCUGGCUCAAGUGCCUCUAGCCUAAAGCUGAGAAAAGCCCUGUGGAGGAUUUGCUUAUUUUUAGCAAGAAAAGAACAACAGUCCCCUCAUCAACUCACUCGCAACCACUUAACAGCACUCUUUUUCAGGGUUGCUUAUCAGUUCUGUUGUAACUCCCCUAAGCUAUCCAGUUGACACACCUUCCCCGUCUGGUUGCUUAUCUCACCUUUGCUUGCAUCUCCGUUAAGUGUUCAUGAAAGUGACCUUCAAGGCAAGGUGGCCAGAAGGUAGGAGUUGACCUGCCACCAAAGCCAGAAAGGUAACACUGUGGAACAGUCAUGCCUGACACAAAUGGCUUGAGGGAGCAGCAGCCAACAUCAGGAUCUCUCCCAAUGCACACAGAACUCUUUGGAGGCAGCAUGCCUCUUUCUUCUAAGGAUAUGUAUUGUAAUCAUAUCAUUCCCCCUGUCCCUACAAAUGAUUUUUCUCACUGAACCUUUCAUAAGCUUUCUGUUCAUAUCAACACAUUUUUAAAAAUGUGUGUAUGCUGAAUUUAGUCAGUCAUUUUUGUUUCCAACCAUAGCAUCACAAAGCAAGGCUCCAUUAUUGCUGUAUAAAUUUAUUUGUUUGUUUCAUUUAUACCCCACCUUCCCUCCUCCCCCAAGGAGCUCAAAGUAAGGUGUGCAUGGUUCUCUCCUUCCCCAUUUUAUCCUUGCAACAACCUUGUGAGGCAGGUUAGGCUGAGAGACUUGCUACUGGCCCAAAGUUACCCAGCGAGUUUCAUGGCUGAGCAGGGAUUUCAUGGCCAAGCAUUCCAACAUACUAAAUACUGCACUACAUGGAUGUAACGGUUACAUAAUUAGGGGAUAUUAUGUCCCUUUGGGCAGGAUUUACAUAACAAACCCCUUCAGUGGAAGCCCUGCACAAGGGCUUCUUCUUGCACUAUGGGGCUUUCCCUUUUCCUCCCCUCACGACCCCCCAAACUGGCCUAAGGGGUUCAGAAGAGCCCCUAGAAGGGGUGAGGGGAGGGUGGAAAUUGUUCCAUCUGGCAAGCUGAUAUGCUUGUGCAGACAAGACGUCAUAAUAACGUGAUGUUGAAUUCUGCCCAUUGAGUUUAGUUCUGCUCGCAUUUUUCUACAGCUUUUCCUCCAUUGAGGUUAAUGUACAAACAUCUGUAUUAAACACUGAAUUGACCCCUGGGUCAGAUGUAACUGCUCGGCUAAAAAAAAGUUUCCUGGAAGAACACUGUUGAUGACUAGCAGAUAAGGGCUUUCACUUUACCUCCCCAAAUUACAACAUUUCAGACUCUUUCUGAUUAUUUAAUGGUUUACUUAAAAAGACUUAUUUUGUCCUUUUAGGUCCAACUCAUUUUGGGACGGGGACUUGUCUAUUUGCCCUAUUUGCCACAGCAUCCUAGACACUGAAGACAUGCAUAAAUAACAGCAGUAUGCUGUAUGUUAUGAUACUUCAGAUUUGGAUGAUUUGAUGCCUACUAUAAUAUUUAUGCACUUUAUAAACAUGUAACUAAGAAUAUAAAUAAAAGAAACUUUAUUAUUUAAAAUAUUCCAGUCCAUAGAGCUGUUACUUGCUACAGUUUUUUUUCAUACGUAAUGAAAACUUUUAAGACACAAAUACAAUGCCAUAUUGUUCUAGUCCCCAUAUGAAAUGAUUUCAUCAUUUAUUUUCCCCAGACUUAAGCAUGGAUGUCUUUGGUGAACAUUAUACCAACAAAUACAUAAUCUCACAACCAUCUUGUGAGUUGGCAGUUUCUUUAGUUCAUUACCAGCUGGAUUUUAGUUAUAUUUUGGGGUCCAGCAGUUUUGCUGGUACAGUGGUACCUCGGUUUAAGAACAGCCCUGUUGCAAACUAUUCGGUUUACGAACUCCACAAAACCGGAAGUAGUGUCCCGGUUUGCGAACUUUACCUCAGUCUAAGAACAGAAACUGAAUGGUGAAAGGGCACCGGCGGCAGGAGGCCUCAUUAGGGAAAGUGUGCCUCAGUUUAAGAACGGUUUCAGUUUAAGAAUGGACUUCCGGAAUGGAUUAAGUUCGUAAACCAAGGUACCACUGUAUUUCAUCAAAGGCUUAAAGUUCCCAAUUUUGCAUAUGUGUAGUAAGUUUCCGUUUGCUAUUAGUUGAGUAUUUAUGGCCUUCUCUCUAGAAGGGCUGGAGACUUGCUCCUUUUUCUAAAUGAAAGCUCUGAGUCUGGGGACACUGAUAGGCUUGCGCUGUAACUCCUAAGAAUCAGGUGAUCUUCACCCAAGAAUUCCAACUGUACUGAAAGGGAUAAGUGGAUACCGUAUUCUUCCAUGUAUAAGACUAGGUUUUCUCCCUAAAAAAUAAUUUCAAAAAUUAGGGGGCGUCUCCCCCCUUUUCUUAAAUCUGUCCCCCCAAAUAGGAGGCGUCUUAUACAUGGGGGCAUCUUAUAGACGGAAAAAUACGGUACUUAUAGACAGUGAUGAACUGUUGCUGAUACAAUAGGCAUUGACAAGAGUGCUGUACAGUAGUAGACUAUCCCAUGUGAUUUCUCUCUGGUGUGGUAAAUCAAAGGUUGUAUGCUUUAUUAUGAAAUUGUGUCUCUGACCUACCUUUUCUCAGUUUGUAUGACCAAGGGAAAAAAGUGCCUCUAAUUUUUCUCCCCCCUUCAACCCACCCACCAACCCUUUUGGCAAAAUUCCUCACUGGAUUUAUUUCUGCUGAUUUGCUUGUCUUGGUAUGAAAGGGAUUUUCGCAGGGUAAAAUUCUGAUAGGUUGAAGCCCCCUGUUUUCCUCCCCUCCUUUCCCCCUUUUUCUUUUUGGUUGGUUGGUUGACUAACCUUUACCCAGAAUGCUGUUAAGGGGUGGAGAGUGAGAGAUGCCUUUGACUGUGUGUGUGCGCUUGUCUGGUGAGCGAGGGACUUCUCAUUCUAAUCUAAUGUGAUUGAGCCAUUCAGGAAAAGGUUGUCUCUUCAUUAUCUGAGCUGUGGGCGAAGGACUCCCUCCCUUUUUCUUGAUAAUGCCUUUGGCACUUAGGAAUUGUGCACAAAGCUUCAGACUCGUGGAGAAACAGAUAAAGCGGGAGGUUUAUUUUUAUCAACAAACCCAAUCCAUUUUUCAGUGCAAGAGAAGAGAAAGAGGGAAAUUCCUGGAAGAAAGGAAAAGAAAGUCCAGUCAUUCUCUAAACAAGACAGGAUACACCAUACAUUUAAAGCUUAUAUCACCCCACACAAAAGAAUCCUGGAAGCUGCAAGGGGGCUGGGAAUUGUAGCUCUAUGAGGGUAAACUACAGUUCCCAGAAUUCUUGUGGUGGGGUAUGAUGGGUAUGCAGCUGAAAAGGGAUAUGGUAGUGGAGUAAUGGGGAAGAGCUGAUAGUCUGUUCCAAAGAGGCACAGCAAGAAAAGUGGUGCUGAUGGGAAAUACUGUGUUCUGUAGAUGAAAAACUGGUAGGACCAAGGCUUUUGUAAUAGCAUUUGAACCCAGCUGUGGCAUGGGGAUGGUGUAGUGAGCUGCCCGAGUGCUGCCUCCCACAGGCAAACCAGACAGGUAACUUCACAGCAGGCAUGCAAACAUUUCCCCUCAUAAAGCAAAUAGCAGCUUGGGAGGAGGGCAAUUUUCAUUGGGAAGAUUGAGGGGACAGUUAACCCCCCUUUCCCAGCAGCAUAGUCCCAAUCUAUUGACCCCUUGCUAUUUUCAAAAGAGAUGGGAGAUUUGAUGAAGGAUAUCCAUAGUCUCGUCUAGUUUGGUCUUCAGGGUCACAGGCAAUAAGUAUAACUGGAAUUUUCUCUCUCUCCUCAGUAAAUGCAAUGGUUCUUAUUAAGACUAUUAAUCUCUAGGAAGAAACAAUUUUUUUUACCAGGACCAAAUGACAACUAAGUAAUCCUAACAGUUUGUGACCCUUUCUAGAGACAAGCCAGUUGUUAUGGUCUAUGCCUAUUCAUUCAUUUACUGCUCCCCCUCCCCUUACUGGGGUUGUUCUUUUGGUUAUGUACCGGUAUGUUUACCCAAGUUGUUUAUUGUAUGUAUUAGACACUUUCAUUUUAAAUUACUCUUCAUUGUUCUGUGCAUGAGUUUUGGACUUGGGCUCCUUUCCUCUGCACAAACACAAGGACAAAUUCGAAAACUUUUGCUUCCAUUCAUUUCUAGAUAUCCAUGGUUUAAAAGAAUAUCUGAGCCCUAAAUUGUGAUUAAUCUUAAUUAUGUUUCACAGAAACAGGACAGCUUCAUAAACCAAGGUUUGAAGUUGCCUUGCUCCAGUAAACUAUAGUUAAGACUAACCAUAGUUUGUCCACUAUGUUUAAGACUAAACUGAGGAUACAGCCACAUUGGAGGAAGAAAGGGGAGGGAGAGAGACAGUAGACUGAGUCUCAGCCAGGUCUGUUCGUAAAGUGUUACACCCAGGUCACUCUGUCUAAAUUAUCAUUACAGUACUGCUGUUCGUUCAUUAAAGUAACAUUGACUAAAAUGUCUUCUAUGAUAUGGGUGAUUCUGAAAUACUAUAAAAGUUCAAAAAUAAUACUUUUUUUAUUAUCCCCUUCCUAAACAAUUGUUCCUCUAAUUUGACUCAAAUCCCUUAGCCAUUUCUGAGCCCUACUGAAUAAAAUGGUUCCUCCAUCCAUCUUUUGUGCCCUCUACUUCUGGUGUCCAUUCUUCCGUUGUCCAUCUCUUGGCCUCCAGCUGAUGUUUCUGGAACAAUACCCCAUUCUUCAGAUCUGAAUCUGAUGCUACUUCCUCCUUCAAAUAUCCAUUUUAAAGCCAAUUCAGUUCCUUGACUUAAGCCAGCGUUUUUGUUCUGGGGAAUUUCCAUCAUCAGAGCUCUGUCUGGCCCUGAGGGAACAGUGGCACUUUGUCUGAAUUUUGCUAAUAGCUUUCCCUGUGCAACCUGUUUUUGUUUCAGGUCAUGAUAUUAAUGGAGCACUGGAACCAUCAAACAUUGACACCAGCAUCCUGGAAGAAUAUAUUGGCAAGGAAGACUCUCCAGAUAUGUAAGUGCGUUCUUUUGCACCUAUGUUCCUAAUAAACAGUGGUGGUUGCACGAUGCCGUGAGGGUGACCAUGGUGGCUGCAUGGUGUGAUCAUAUUUCCUUUGCUAUCUGUCUUCCACACAACUGUGCUCAGCUGUCUAUCCCUACCACGUCCACAGUUCUUCCUAAAUCUUUUUUUUUUAUUCUUCUUUUCUUGAGAGCCAUUGGUUAAGUUUUUGAUUCCAGACACCUGAGCUCAGUUGUGCUCAGAUAUUCCAAAGGAAUAUCUUUGGGGUUGCUAUUACCAGACUUUGCUAUAUAGGAAACAGUCAAAAGGAAAAGGAAAUAGAUAACUUUAGUACAAAUAGAAGGUUGUAGGGGAUUUAAGUCUGACUGUCACGCAAGAGAGAACCCGACAGGAGUUUACAUUUUGGGCUAAGAGGUGCUGCAUUGGUUAUAUGUCUUCUGUGUGCUGCAUUGGAUGGCACUUAGUGGCAAAGGGCCAGCAGCCAGAAGAUCACAUCUUGUUGACCAAGUAUAAGCUUGGUGAGUAUUUGAAAGGAGAUUUUCAGAAGAAUAUCCAAAGCGUGUGCAUGAUUCUUUCUUGAUCUCAUUGUGGAACAAAUGCCAGAGAACAGUGCUGAUGCCUGUUGCCACACACACAUGCACCAACAGGAUGUCAUAAAUGUGGUUGUAAUCUCCACUUUCAAGUUAGCCAUCACAUUUCUAUUUCUAUUCCGUAUCAUGGAUCAAAUGGCAUUAUAUGUUUUCAGACAUUCUGUGGUGGGGUUUUUUGUUCUUUCAGUGGAGAAUUAAUGAUGUAAUGAGCCAACAUCAUUCAGUGUAUAGCUAUUGAGUCACCCUGUAUAGCUGCAGAUUGAAAAGUGCAAUAUGCACAUGUUACUCAGGUUGUUUUAACUUCUCUCCUACAGUUCCGAUUUGGACUCCAUCUCUGAAAUCCCAGCCUCUGCUGGCUACCCUCAUGCCCAACCUUCCAGCUCUGCCAGUGUCGGUGUAUCUGUCUCCAAUGCUGGCCAUGCUUCUAAUGCUGCGUCUAGUGGUCCCCUCCAUCAUGGCCUUCCAAGCACCCAAGUACCUAUCCGGCACAGUGUCCACCAUGGCCCCCCUGGCAGCCAAGUUCCAAUCCGGCAUGGCGCCCCAUUGCCCAGUCCAUGUGGACCCAGCUACAGUACUCACCUCAACUGCAAUAACAACAAUGGCAUGGUGAUGCCCAAGGGGUACCUCAGCAGCCACUGCCUGACCAACAUUGCCCCUCCAAUCAAAUCAGAGCUGAAGGCCUCCUACGCACCUGGGUAAGUGAUGCUGAGUAAAGGAGGAGGUGGUGGGGUGGUGGGAGGGUGCAGUUCUAGGGCCUGAGAGUGGUAAGUUGUAUCUGAAUGAUUCUGCUAAUUCUCUUAUGACACUAUGUCCAUGGCAGUCUAAAUCGAAGAACAAUGGUGUGUUGUAAGAAGGAAACCUUCAUCCAUAGGAACUGGGUUUCUGGAGGAGAGCUGGCAAAACCUCCUAGGCUCACGGAAUGAUCAACUAAAAGAGCCAGGACUUGAGUGACUUUGGGAGGAGAGGAAUGAGCUGAAAUGUUGGCACAUGAAUGGUAAAAAUUAGAAAGCUAAAACCACAUUUUAGAUUUUGAAGCACCAAUAGAUAAUUUAUAUAGAGUUAAGUACGGUGGUAUUCAGAUUAUUGUUGGUUAUGGUUUUCACUGAUGGAACUUAAUUGGACGCUUCAUGGAUAUUUACAAUGGUUACAAACAAGGCCAGUUGUCUGUGCAGCCUGCAGGUGAAAAUAGGAAGGCUUAGAAGUUGCAGGACGUGGAUUCUAGGCAUUUUUGGGGGAAAUGAACAGGCUGCAGUAUUGAAUGUACCCUUGCUAUCUUUCCAGGGAAAAAGUAUGUGCCUGUCAGGAAACUAUUUCAAAGGGAUGUCUGACCAAAACUCUAUUUUAUGGCACCAAAACAAGUGGUCCCAGGGAGUGCCCUAGAUAUCAUUUUUAUUAGGCUUGAAGAGCAUGGAGUCUAAACCAAAUUUCUAUUUCCUUACAAUUGACACUGGAUAUAGCCUUUCAGAGGAAAAUGAUAAAUAUCAGUUAGGUGAAUUUAGGGAGAUGAUGUGUUUCCCCUGUUCUGCCAAGGUGAAUCAUGACUGAAUGGGAGAAGGACAUUCAUUGGAUCAAGAAGAAUGGAAUAGUGGCAGGAGCUCAUUGCUAUGGGAGUUUGUGAAAGUGAUGCUUUUGUGGAAGGGACUUACUGGGGCAAACAGGAAAUAGAUAAUGGAGGAGGAGGAACUGAGCUUUGGUGGACAGAAAUCUGGAUUUCUUGCUAAAGCUGUCUUACAUGUGCAUACCCAGUCAGUUAUGUCCUGGCUCACUGUGGCCUGUGAGCUUCUCAGACGUUCCGUUAGUAACACAGUGCUCAUGAACCUUUUGACUCGCUGAGGAGGAAGGGCCAGUUACAGACUAUUGACAGCCACUGCAGUUGUUGUGAGGGAAGCAGAAGAUCAGUUCGGCUGGUGGGGGUGGGAACUUCGCAUGAUGAUUAAGGACUAGAUGGGCUGUAAAUGGGAGGUAGGGGGCUAGGGGAAGGUAAGUCAACCUGAACUUCACAGGCAGAUUUGAAGUACAUGUCCAAUUUUUUGGUGUAUGUCCUAUAGGUAUGAAUGUCAAUCUCAGAGUUGGGAGAGAGGGAUGAACAGAGUUGGGAGAGAGGGAGAGCACUUUGGGGAUGAAUGAAAAACCGAUUUAUGAGUCCUCAUUUCACAGGCAGGUCUUGUUUUCUCACCAUUUGGAGUUACUCUUGCUGCUGUAUUGGGGCCAAAGAAUGUGCUGAGUGCAUCAAAUAUCUAAUGUUAAGAUAUGUCUGAAUAACUAGCACUCUGUGCCUUCAGCCCGGAGACUGGUUCUUCAUAAGCUAGCAGAAAGUGGAGGAUCACAGAGGAUGAUCUGAUGCUGUGAUGCCUCAAUGAAGCAAAUUAUUGGUUUGCAUGCAGCCUUCCACUUCUGAAUGGUUCUAAUACACUUGCAACCACCGUCAUUCCAAUAAGCGUGUGGGGGUUUUUUGUUUUUGUUUUUUGCUGUAUACUACCUGUGGGGAGAUGCAGGAAUAGAAUCAGAGUUUUUGUUAUCCACUUGAGGCACAGGUUAAUGUAGAAUUAAAUCUUUACUCUGGAAUCCCAGUUAAGAUCCCUAAAGCUUGUCUGAACAUUAGCUAAAGGUAUUACAUGCUGAGAACCUUGGGGAAGCAUCUAGUUUGUUUGUUCAUUUGUUUCAAAGCCUUAGACCAACAGGAUCAAAUAAUAAUGUGCUGCUUUGUUUUUCAGCCUAGCAGUUGAAAAUGUAUUUUCACAGUCUGCUAGGAAUGGCACCUCUGAUGUUCCCUUUCUUGAAUUCUUUGUGCACACUUCUGCAGAAAUGUUUUCCUUACUGGUCUCAGAGGAAGAACUCAUGAAUAUCGUACCGAAGCACUUUUUCAAUAGAAAUAGAAAUUGGGGGGAAAUGAAGGCUUAACAUAUAAAACAAGUAAAUAUAAAUAAGCACAUUUUCUGUGUAAUAUUUAUAUGUUUUUGUAUCUAUCCUUUACCAUUUUUUUAAAAAAAGAUAAAAAUAAAAGCUACCCUGUCCUUAUAAAUACUAUCCAGCACUGCUAGCCUACAAUAGAAUCCCAUCCAGAUGUUAGUACUCCUUGAUUCAUCUCCCUCCUUUUACCACAGCAAUUGGGGUCCCUUUGCUCUGAAUGUUACUUGGAAAAUUUUCCUUUUUUCCUUCCCAUGCAAGAUCCUUUUUCUUCUGCCAAGCUUUCUGAUCAGUUCUCUGGAUCAAAGAUUGCAAAACAAGCAGUGCUCCUCUGUGGAUGCACCCUGCCAGGUGGGCUCACUCCGUGGAUUGGCCCGGCCUGGCUGUGCUGUGAAGGAUAUAUGCAACCACUUCUGUAGAUAUUUGGCUAGGAAACUGAAAAGGUACAGGGCAGGAGAAUCUAAUGGACAGACAAGAAGAGAAAGUUAUUCAAAGCAAGUCUACUGGGGCCUUGAAAAGAGCAAAUAAAUCUGUCAAGUUUGCCCUCCAGAAGGUGCACAUCUCACUUAGAGCUGGGUCACAACAAGAAGAAUUUCAAAUGAGGCUGUGCCAUAGGAAAUCCACUGACCUAAAAUUAAGGUCAAGGCUAGCUAACUGGCCAGAACACAAGUGUGGGGAUCAGGAGAAAGAGGUGAGAGUCACAGAAGAUACCUGUGUCUUAAUGCAGAGGUGGGGAACCCGAGGGCCACCUUCCCCUGUGGACAGCAUUCCUGGGGCCUCAUACCAGUGGUGAGCAGGGCUAGGUGCAAAAGCUGUCACAGCAACGGAUGUGAAUCUUACCCUUGUAUAGUAAGUUACAUUCCAAACAUGCAAAGGCAGAGGUGUUGUGUGACCUGGGAAGACUCCUGAGGGCUCAGUUCAGAAGCCUGGACAUUUAGCCCCCUGAGCCUGAGGUUCCAUAGCUUGGCUGUAAGGAACUGAGGCACGAGGAGCUUCGUGACAUAACGUGCUAUUUUGAGAACCAAAGAAGGGGUGUGCUGUGUGCUUCCUCUGACUUCCAUAGCUCUACUAGUCAUGGCUACUAAUUAGUGAGGAGAGGCAACUAUCCUGCUCAUUGUGUGCAGUUGGGCUAAGCUGGUGGUUGGAGGAAGCUAGGUGGGACCUUGGCAAAGUUACCAGUGUGUUCCUUGCCAUAUUUUUUUGCUGAGAAGAUCAUCUUCAUCUCCAGUUUGUUGUUGGAGUUCUCAUCAGAAAUAGCACAGGUUGGUGUCAUGGGGGAUGGCUGCCUUUGCUAGGUGUGCUGGCGAUGGAGCACAGAGCCAUCUCUCUCCUCUUUGUUCCUAAACCCCUUGUGGAAUACAUUUGUGCCUAAGCCACCUCUCAACUGAAUACACAGCAGUUUGAGCAGUUUGCCUGUGAAGUGCUCCACUUUCUGAAAUAUUUCUUUUUGCCAAAUUUUCCAAUUAUUUUUCUUUCCUUGAUCAUUCAAUCCUGUACGCUCUCUUCUCGUUUUGAAUCCAACAGCAUGGCCAUCUAAUUCUCCCCAUUUCUUCAGCAACCCUUGUCUCUCUUUGCUGGUGUAUCUCCUUCCUAUUCCUUUCCUGGACUACAGCUCCUGCUAUCCCUGGCCAUUGGUCAUGCUGCCUGGGGUUGAUGGAAUUCCAACAACAUCUGGCAACACUACGUUCUUCUCUCAGUCCACAGUGUAAAAAAUGUGUAACUAUAAUUUUCCUAGCUCAAAUGUUGAGGCAUGACCUGACCUCUCAGAAUGUUACACAUAUCCAUACUCACCCACUUAUUUUAACAGCCUUGCUUAAAGUCUGCUAUUUUUUUAUUGGUCCCACAUCAGAAAUGUAAUGGGUUUUAUUAUGCUACUAAAGGUUUAGUUCUGUUUUUUUCAUCCAUAUUUUGUUCCUUUUUUCACCAAAUCAAUUUUCAUUUAUUCUCAAUUGUUGCUGACAGUGUAUCAGUUCAUUACUAUUCCAGGCUCUGAAGACCUUCAUAGCCUUCUUUCUUAUUUUUUACUUCUAUUCCCCUUUCUCCUAGGUGUGUACACUUGGAGCCAUAGUACUCCUCCAUUCCUUUUCCAUCUUCAUCCAGCCUGUUGCUAAUUCUUUUUUCUGAAACUGCCAAGAACAGUUCUUCUGUUUCUAGCGCUUAAAAAAAAAUGCUUAUCCAUGCCCUGGUUCUCUCUUCUCUUGACAAUCGAAGUUUCUCUUUGUUAAGAUUUUGUUCCUCUCUAGUCAAGUCAGAAUAGCUUUUUAAAAGCUCUUCUGUUAUUUUUUGACACUUGCUGCAUCACACCAGCAGCAAUAGGCCAUCUGAGGUCUCCAUACAUUUCCUGGCUGCUUUCUGUCACUUUUUCAAAAAGCAAGCAGGGAAAUGUAUAACUGAAAGCAACUCUUGGCUAACAGGGUAAUGCAUUCUCCAUAGUCUAUUUAUCCCUUGCCCUCUUUACUCAUGUUGCCAACAAAGCAUGCGCUUUAUGUGGACUGCAGUGAUACUAACACUUCUUUAAGACAAACAAACCAGCUUAAUAGCUGAGGCUACCAACUGACAAUUUAGACGUUGCUACUUGUGCGAGUUUAAUAAUCUGAGUAGUAUUGGAAAGGUCUGUCAUGAGCUAGUCUUCACAGAAGUAGUCCGAUUAAUAGCACAGGUGAGGAUGUCAGUGUUGUCCUGAAGUGACUUUCCAUUAACUCACUUGGUUUCAUUAGACUUCAACAUCCAUUCCCUCCCUUCCCCAUUUCAGUCUCAUCUUGCUGGCUUUUGUGUUUACUUGACCUUGCCAGUCAGCACAAUCGCAGUCUCCAUCAGCUACUGGUAGGUGUGUUUGGAGACUGGAUCUCAGUUUAAGAACCAGUAGGGAAGUUUUCAAGGCUCUCUUCUUGUAGUUGCAGGUGCUAGGGAUGAAAUUUAUUUGAAAGGGAAAGAAGUGUACUGUAGCUCUUAAUUUUGAAGGGGGUGGAGUUGGGGGCUGAAGAGUGGAUGAUAGUUGUUGUCGACUCACUCUCGUUUUGAAUCCUCUGUUGGAAACAUACCGAAGAAAAACCCAGUUUGAGCUAAGUACCUAAAGACCCCUGAGAUUUGUUACUUGUUUGUUACUCAGCAAAGCACUGUGCAUAUUAAUGGCACUCUGUAAGUCGUCUUCUUCUUUGGUGAUCACUCGUAGCCGAGUAAGAUUGUCUUCCAUAAACACGAUUUUAACAAUGUGUCUGUAAGUGACUGUGGAGGCCAAUUCUGGAUCCACACGUCCUUCCACAGUGGGGACAUUGGUUUCCAGGCAGGAGUUGAUCAAGGUGUGGAUUUGCCAAGCGUGACUUCCUCUUAGCAUGUUUCUCCCUUGCGUCCUGAGUUCAAGUGUCUUCAAAGCUCAUGACACCUUUGGUAAAGGCUGUUCUCCGAUUGGAGCGCUCGCAGGCAAGUGUUUCCCAAUUGUUGGUGUUUAUACCACAUGCUACACAGGAAGUUAGCAAAAUGGGACUCAUCCAAUGUAAAAGACUAAAAAGGAGAACUAAUUUCAGUAUCUUGAGGAUUAUUGCACUUCUUAAUCAAUUCCCAGUGGAUUAAGUAUAGUUUAUUCAUUGUUGUCCCAUUUCUUGUAGAAAAGUCCCUGGGGAAUGCCUGUUUUUGCUGAAAUGUGUCAGACAAUAGUAAAAAGUGCCUUAUUCUCUGACGGAAAGCUAACCAGCAACAAAAACUCUAAACUCAGAAUUCUUUCUUGUUGUUAAAUAGAAUGUUUUGGUUUACUUUGCAGUGGCUGUGGCCAGACCCUUUUCUCUUGCCUGCUUCUGGCUAGCUUUGUCAAUUUCAGUCCAGGGGCUCCACAUGUAGCCUCAGGUAUACAGUGGUGCCUCGCAAGACGAAAUUAAUUCGUUCUGCGAGUUUUUUCGUCUUGCGAUUUUUUUCGUCUUGCGAAGCACGGUUUCCCAAAGUCUUCAAAAUCACCAAAGUCUUCAAAAACCUCAAAAAAGGCUACCACACCGCGUGCUAUGAGUUGCUCCUCGAAGUCACCCUGGGUAUUAACGGUUUUAAGAAAAAGGAAACAAACUUGCAAGACGUUUUCGUUUUUUUCGUCUUGCGAAGCAAGCCCAUAGGGAAAUUCGUCUUGCGAAGCAACUCAAAAAACGAAAAACUCUUUCGUCUUGCGCGUUUUUCGUCUUGAGAGGCAUUCGUCUUGCGAGGUACCACUGUACUUGAUGACGGGAUAAUCUGGCCCUUAAACUCAUGGCUUUUUCUUCGGAUGGGUCAGUUUUUGUAACAGAGCCAGAUUCCCCAAAAGCCUCUUCUGCAUCUGUUAAUGAUCUUUUUCUGGGGAACAGAUACAUUUCUGUUUUGGCUUCUUUUAGCUGAGCAAGAGCUGCUGAGCGAAGAGAGGAGUCUUAUUAGGAGAUCAACAAAAUGGCCAUGAAAUUAGAUGCCUAUGAAUAAAAUCAAAGGGCUCACUGUGGGAAUAGCAUAGGCUGGGUGUGAAAUAAUACGAGUUUAAACAGUCCCAAACUAUUUAAUCGGGAGGUGCUGUAGUGAGUAGUUAAGGGGGUUAGACAUGGGGGGGGGCUUCCUGGCACUUUGGGGAGUGGCCAGUGGUUGGGUCUUUCGCUGGAGGGAGAAUUUGUGCAGGAAGACCUGUCUGUAGGAGGUCACAUUGACUGACUUCAGUCUCAGGAGGAUUUGUAUUGGCAAACAAUUCCAGAAAAAUGCACGUCAAGUCCAUUGUUAAUCUCUACCAGCUGAGGGUGCUGCAGGCAGUGGGGUUAUCCGUGGAAUUGUUGCUUCUCCCUAAGGUUUGACGGAUAUUUUGCAUUCUUUCACCUUAUCAAUUUCUCAAGACUCUUGUUUGACCUUUCCCUCUAUUUUUUUCUCCAUUGCUCUUCAGCACUUUACCCGACUCUCCCCCGGACUCUGGAUCAGAGGCAUACUCCCCCCAGCAGGUGAAUGGUAAGUGCUCAGAUUCAAGCCCAAACACACCGGCGUCCCCCCCUUCUUUGGUUGGCAAAAGUGGUUGGCUCUGAAAUCUUUAUCGGACAGGGGAAAAACAGACUGCUGCAAUACGUGAAGAGAUUAUCAGUUAGUAAAUAUUCCUAGACUUAUGCCUAUUGUUUUCCUGCUACCCUUUGGAAAGAGUGGGGGAGGAGGGGAGGAGCAGGAGCACAAAGAGGUGUGUGGGGAGAGGAAGAUGUAAAUCUACCUUUUGAAAGAGGAAAAUGGGGAAACUGUUGACUUCUGCCUAGUGAAGAAGUGAAAAUGGAGUGUUUGAGCCUUGUUUUGUGGAUGGCGGUGCUGUCAGAUGUUGACUUCCGGAGAAUUAUGUAAAAACAAGCCUAUUCCAGUAAUGAAGACCAAAGCAAGGAAAUUGCCAUGAGCUUGCUAUUAGACGGUAAGUGCGCUCUGAGCCUCCUGCCACCUUUUUCCUAGCUCCGAUUGGUACAGGGAGACUCUCCUCUGUUUCCUGUGUCAGGCAGAGAAAUCUUAGAUACACGAUGGAGGCUGGGUCUGUGUUGUCCUCCCCCCCCCCCCCGGCCACUUGUUAAGCAAAGUCAGUCUUUCUCUGCCCUUCUCCAAGCUUUAUAUAAGUUAAGAGAGGGAAGUGGGAGGGUAGAAUCUUUCUCCACUACCUACAUUUGCCAUCCCACAAUGAGAUUCCUCUCAGGAGAUUUAGAUUCAUACGCCGGAGAAUUAGCAGCAGAGGGAGAAGAAUUGGGUGGAGUAUACGUUGGUGUGUUGACGGGAAUUUUCUGAUGUUUCCCCACUGGCCCCUUCUUUUAAAACCUCAGCCCUGUUCAUAGUGGAAGCAGCUACUUCUCCUUUCUCCAUGGAAGAGGUCAAGAGUUCUGUUUAUCUCACUACAAAAAUCCCUGGAAUUCCUCCUGGCCCUUCUUUAAAUAUAGCGAAGAGGCCAGAUUACUUGCCACAGAGUGAACUGCUUUCCCUCACCAUCAAGGUAGCAGAAGAGGGAGUCUGAACGGUUUCAUCCUGCUCUCAUCAUCCUGGAGAGGGGAAUAGGUAGAACCUCAGGCGUUGUAGGGGGCAGGAUCUGAGUGAGUCCUGGUGCAUAUGCAGAGUGCCAAUAUAUAUAUAUAUUCUUGCCUCUGCGGUCUCAUAGUUUUCAAAAAAUCCUCCAUUGUUUCAAGGUGUGUUUGGAAGCCAAGUCAGCCUUUUACAAGUGGAAGAUAAGAUAUGGCUUUCAAGAACAUAUUUUUCCACAACUUGCUUGCAUAUUCACUCUGCCAUAACAGUUGCCCCAGCCAGUUUUUAACCUGUGAAUGUCAAACAUUUGAUACUGGCUUCUGUAGUCUCACCAAAGCAAAAUGCAAAGCCUGACAUUUUUCAAAAAUGAAAAUUAUAUUAGUUUGUAGUCUAGUUCAUUGACCAAUGGUGGCCGUCAACACAACUUGUAGUACUGAGUUCUAUAAGAUAAUUUUGUGUUUGUGUGAAGUUCCAUUCCAUUUUACUAUAACUUUUAUAGAUUUAAGAGCAGUUUGAUCCUGGCUUCAGCUGAGAUACAAAGGAGAGCUAAUUUAAAAAGCUACCCCUAUACCCUGACAAACCAGAGCCCUACAUUCUUAACUUUAAAUCAGGCUUCAAAGUUAAGUAAACUUCUGUUUUGUUGUACUAAGGAGGGAUGUGAACUUGUCAAGGGCUUUCGUGAAUGCCCUACAGCCUGUUCCUAGAUAUGUAAAAUCUUUGCAUGUACUGUAGGCUUCCAUGCCACCCUUUCUGCAUAAAAUCAAUAAAAGCCCAGCAAGGAGAGUUUGCCGUGGUCUUGACUUUAAACCCCCCCCCACAUGUGAUUUAAUUUGUGUGUAUUAUUAAAAACAGUAAUUUCCCCCAAAGUCACUGAAAUGUCUUCUGCACAAGAAGGUUUUGAAAUGAAACAGGUAUUUCAUAACUCAUUUUGGAAACAUGUUUAUAUUUCAAACAUAUAAAAGCUGGGAGACAGGCCAUAAAUAAGCUUCCAUUCCAUCUGUAAUUCUGUCUUUGGUGGUGUACGUUUCACCAGCAUUCUUUGUGCCUUUUUUAUUUAAAAAAAAAUUAUUUACAGUAUUUUUUUUUUAAGUAAUCAUUGCUCUGGUGUGUGAGCAGUGACUUUGUGAUUGGCUCCUGAGGCAGCCAGUCAGCACUCUGUGCAGAUGGACUCCACUAUAAAUGGGGAGAACUGGCUGCUCCUGACCUCAGUUCUCUGAGGAAAGUUGCAUUCCUUACCUAAAAGGGGUAGGUGGAGAUCCAUGGUGGGCUCACCCCUCAAAAUAGGUCUAUAUUUGUACUCAAAGUUGGCUGACUGCUGGGCACACUGAACAGCAGCACCAAUCUUUUCAGAAUGUAUAUGUAAAGAGUAUGGGUUGCUCGUGCGUAAGUUGCCGCCUCUCCUGGCUUUGUUGCCUUGUUAAACCUUUCAGUCUGGACAGCCCUUCACUUUGUUGCUGCCUCAGUCGCUAGCAGAAUCCGUCAGUGCGCGUUUCUUAAACCUUUUCCAACAUAAAAGUUGUUUGACACCCAGUCUCCUCCUACUCUCUCUGCGCGGAAGUCUUCUGCGCAGGGAGGGCGUGGGUAGCGGAGGACCCGUGCUCUCCCCGCUGGUGUCCGGUGAAGAGUCUGGGAGCCCUCUCACCGAUUCCCCCAUCUUCCCCUCUUUAUUCCUGGUGUUGCGCUGAAUUGCUUCCCCAUCUGCUGAGCUGCCUCUCUCCCUGCUGGGCCCUUCUCCAGCAUCAUUUGAGAGCCUUCCCUCCGCCUCUAGCUCCGAUGUCAGUUACCUGACAGUAUAUAUUCUCCACUCAUUUCUAACUACCUUUAGUGAUGAUAUUUCUGUAUGAAUAAGUGAUGAAAUGUAACAGAAAAGCUGUUGGUAAAUAAUGGUGGAAAGGUUUUGUCCUUGUGUGGCUUUGAGCAACAGUUGUUGUUAAAUUAAGCCAGAUUUAUUCUCGUAACUCAACAAUUCUGACUCUACUGCCCCAUUAAUGCUUUUAACUGCAUGGAUAUAUAACCUCUUUAUUUUUAACUCCAUGGACUGGUGUAAUCUGAGGUCAUGUUAUUGCUCCUUUCAAGACCAUAGAGCAUAUAUUUCUGCAAUGUGUUGAUGCCCUUUGACAUUCCCAUGGAGCGAGGGUGCCAUGCUAUCUUGCUGUGGGGGAGAAAACUGCCUUCUGAUAAGGGAAAGCCUGACUUCUCCCUGUGGAGAGACAAAGCAGGAGAGAAACCUUCUAGUACUCCCAGCAAGGAGGGUCCCUGAAUCAGGACUGGUUUGGGAGCCAUUCUGCUUUGAAUGUGUGCCUGCUGAGGGUGGAAACUGACGUAACUCUAAGGUGGAUGUUCUGCCAGGGCAAGGAUUUUUGCUUGGGCAAGGGAACAGUCUCUCCCUUUCUUCCCUUGGUACGUCCCUAAAUCUGUUCUAGGACCAGGUUUGGGAAGGCUGCAGGGUACGUAGAGCUGGGUGGGGAAAUGUCCCCUUGCACAAGCAGAAAUCCUUGCACUGACAGGACGUGCUAGUAGAACAGCACCCUGAGACUUUUAAGAACUUUGCCAGCUAGUUGUAUAAGAAUCUCUUUGUCCUACCUCCACACAAUAACAGUGGUACUAUGAGAAGCCUGAAGAACAGGCAAACUUCUGAGUAUGUAAAGGAAAAAGCAUUUGAAGGCUCACCUUUCAACGUGGCGAAUGUCCCAACAAGAUUAUUGUGCCUGAUGUGAGCCUGGAAAUAUAUAUCAUGAAAUAGAGAGAACAUACAGAGCAUCCGCUUCCCUUCACCUCUCAUUUAUAAUAUACCAGACUAGUCACAUAACAGCUUUUUGUUUGUGUUUGGCACUCAGUAUCAUAAAAUUUCUUAAAUGAAUUUACCUGCUUGCUGAAGAAGAGCCUUUAUGCAUGGAGAUUCAGAUUUUUAUCAUUUGGACUUUUAGGAGGGCAGGAAGUCAUUCUCCUGUAUUUGCUAGAUUACUCAUUUGUUUCUGUUUGCAGUGCUGCCCUUUGGUUAUAUAUUUAGCAAUUAAUCCUUUUUUAAAAAUUUGAUCUUAGUAAUUUUAAAUGAGUUGAAAUUUCAAGAUAUGCAUUUAAAGUGUCAAAGGUUUGCCCAUCAUUCCAGCUCACUAGAAGAGAGUUUAUUUCUCACUAUACAAUGAAAUAGAAGUGAGGCUGCCUGCAUGUUUUACCAUGUAUCUCCCAAGUAAAAUGGCUCGAGAUGUAGUAUUGUGUCAGUGAGUGCUGAAAAUGUAAGGAAAUGGGCUGGAAUAUCCCCCUAAGGCCACCCACGUCUGCGGCCUUAUACUGUAUUCAUUCAGAACACACAGCUGGAAUGGCUGCCCAAGGCUAGAGGAAUGUUCAAACAGACUGGGAUGUUUUUCUGUAGCAUAAUCUGGCUAUACGUGUGGCACAAAUUAAUCUACUGACUUUCUGUCUUUUUAGAUCCUCACCUCCUUCGAACCAUGACUCCUGAGAAUAUGUGUCAUAUAACUCCCCCUUCCCGCCUGGAGCACCCACCCCCUCCUCCACCGCCACCCCCUCCACCAUCCCACCUCCAAGGGCCGCCUCCACCACCACCACCACCGCCUCACCCACACCAGCAGCCGCACAGCCAUCACUAUCCCAGCAUGCAGCGGGACAUGUACAUGAAGGCUGAGUCUCUGAUGCCCCAGUUCACUAUUGGACAAGGCAUGUCACCUGGAGAUCUCCACCAUGCCCAGCAGUCACAGAUGCUUCACCAGCUACUGCAGCAGCAUGGAGCAGAGUAAGUCCUAGGGGAAACGGUGGACGAGAUAGGGAGGGAGUAGAAGCAUUACUUGAGCCCCCUGAGACUUGUUAUGAUCCUAGCAGACAUUUGUGGUUAGAGUGUUGGACAUGGGAGACCAAGGUUCAAAGGCCCACUCAGCCGUAGAGUUCACCGGGUGGCCUGGGUUAGCCACUUUCUCCUAUCCUACCCUGGAUCACAGGGUUGUUGUGAAAUUAAAAUUGGGAUGGGGAGAACCAAGUACAAAAUCUUGAGCUCCUUUUCAGCAGUAGCUUGAUAUAAAUGUAAUAAAUAUAACUAAAGUAAUUGAGAAAAGUGCAGAGUUUGCUAUUGAAUUACAUGUAUAGCAAGAGGCCCAAUAAUAGUCACAGGGACUAAUAUGGUAGGUCAGGGGCCUAUGAUGAUAUGCUGUUGAGGUGCAAUUGAAAAGCGUGAGCAGCAAAAUGAGAAUUGAGCCAAGUUCUCUUGGUGUUCUGAAAAAAUACAAAAGGCAAAGCUAUACGACAAGCAGAGCUUUGCCCUUUCUUCCACUGACGAUUCAUUCAAAUUGUGGUUUGUUAAGAUUGCUGAGUCUUCUGUUGGAAAUCUCAUGUGCCCCUUACAGGACUGUUUAUCAGGAGACGAGUGUGUGUGUGGCAACAAUUUUUUAAUUUGUUUUUAAACAAAUACAAGAACCAUUAAACACUUAUCCAGCAGUACAACUAAUGGUGUUUGUUUUAUCCAUUGACUCUAGACAUAAAAUUACACAUUCAACAUUUAAGCAUAUCAUUAAUAUCAUUACCUGUAUGCCACAACUGGGCAUAAUGGAGAGCAUAAUCCCAGCACUAAUGCAUCUAGAUCCAUGGGGGUGUGAUUUCAGAUUUAAUAGCUGGAGGCAAAGUCCCUGACAAGGUUUGAAAAUAUAUUCAGGAUUGAACUGCUUUUGUAAAAAGUGAUUUUAAAGAUUGUUUUUGUUUCUAUAAUGCAUAACAACUAUUGCAAUGGUAGUGACACACACACACACACACACACACACACACACACCCCUUUUAAAUUAAAGAGAUUAGUGCCUUCAGCAUGCAUACCAAGUACAUAAGCUCCUUUAAUUAUUUAUCACAUUUGUCAAUUGUGGCUGACCUAGAAAAAACACACAAAUGCGUGUAACAUGCCUCGAAUGGCUCACCUUACUUCAAGAGCAGGUUUGAGGAGGAAGAGUUUGGUAGAGACAGGGACUGAGGGAUUACUUAACCCUUCCCACACACUGCUUCUGCAAUCUGAACAUGCAUUUGGAACUAACUGUGGGAUGAGGGAAACAUGGUUGUGUGUGCGGGGCCAGUGGGGUGGGGUGGGGAAGCUGUUUUUUUCUGAAAAGGGGGCAUACAUAAAACUGUUGGUGGGGCUUAAAUCAUUAAAAUGCUUCUCCGUGCAAAACAAAUACCUGCACACUGAAAGCUAGCAUAUGGGAGAGACAUGUUCGCCUUCAGUAGUCAUUAUCCAGUUCAGACCUAAGAGCCACCUUUAGCCAAAAUGUGCAUUAUGAGAUCUAUUUAUUGAUUUUUACCAUAGAUGUGUACAAACAUUGCAAGGGGUUGGACUAGAUGACUAUACAAUUCUUUGAUUCUAUGAAUGGUAAUGUGUUGUUGGUGAGACAUGCCUAGGUCAGUCUGCAACCCAGUUGUGAGUUCCACUCACCAGGAAUAACUCACGGUGUUCUAGUUUUCUAUGUGCAGGGAUUAAAACAACAACAUUUGUAUGGAGGAGGGUGUGUCCAUGUGUCCAUACCUUUAUUCUCAAGUCUGGUACAACCUAGACACAGAUACACCCCCUCAGUCACCUAAGAAGAAACCUGCCAAUUGUCUCUUUCCCUCUUGGGUCAGGUGAGGACAGAGGGAGGGAAUGUACAGGUUUAGAAUAUGCCUCUAUUUCAGCACCACACAACAAUUUGUGAGCGACUCUUUGUAUACCUACAGAAUUAUGUGAGAGCUUGGCUGAUGCUCACCUCCUGUAUCCUCUGGAUUCCUCCCCCCCCCCCCAUAUAUAUGCAGUGGUACCUCGGGUUAGAUACGCUUCAGGUUACAUACGCUUCAGGUUACAGACUCUGCUAACCCAGAAAUAGUACCUCGGGUUAAGAACUUUGCUUCAGGAUGAGAACAGAAAUCAUGCUCUGGCGGCGCGGCGGCGGCAGGAGGCCCCAUUAGCUAAAAGUGGUGCUUCAGGUUAAGAACAGCUUCAGAUUAAGAACGGACUUCCGGAACGAAUUAAGUACUUAACCUGAGGUACCACUGUACAGUCAUACCUCUUGUUACAUUCGGUUCAGGUUACGUCUUUUCAGGUUGCGUCCCGCAGCGACCCAGAAGUACCAGAAAGGGUUACUUCUGGGUUUUGCCGUUCGCGCAUGUGCAGACGCGCAAAAUGACGUCACGCGCAUGCACAGAAGCGGUGAAUUGCGACCCGCGCAGACGCGGGUUGCCUUUCUUUCAGGUUGCAAAUGGGGCUCCGGAAUGGAUCCCGUUCACAACAGAGGUACCACUGUAUUUACAUUUUAAUGGGUUAUGUAAAGUUGGAAUGUUCUCACUGUCUCUUUUCUGUGUUUGGCCCCCACAGACUUCCAGUGCACCCUGCCAAGAAGAGGAAACACUCAGAGUCGCCCCCAAAUACUCUCAAUGCCCAGAUGCUUAAUGGGAUGAUAAAGCAGGAGCCAGGGACAGGGUCUGUGCCUCUCAACCCUGACAGAGCCCAAACACCUCCUUGGCAUCAGCAGGGGGCGCUCUCACCAGGUACAGUCUCCAGUAGUAUUGUCAGCAUCCAUAUGUUAUUUGUGUUCCAAAAGGGGAAGAGUUCUAUAGAGUGGGUGCAUGGGAGGAGAAAAUGAGGAAUGGGAGCCAUGAGGAAGAAAUGAGGAAGGUGUGAGCCAUGUGUCUCUAGGGAGAAUGUGCUGUUUCAUACCAAACAGAAUGUGUGGAGGCAGUUCCCCAAAGUUGAAAAGAGCAGAAAACGAAAAACAUUUUCCUUUCCUUGGUUACAAAAACCAAGAAAUGAAAAAGUCAUGGGAUGUUUUGCAUGGUGGGAAAGCCAUGGGGAGGUGGGGCGAGAAUGAAUAUUUCCCUUGUAGCAGGAGGGCUUAUUUGCAUGAGGUGUAAAUACGCAGUUUUGUAAAUACACAAUUUUACUAUUGCUGCAGGCCUGAUUCAAGACAAUGACAGCUUGAAUGGCUCCUACUUGGAUCCCAAUUACCAGUCUAUAAAAUGGCAGCCACAUCAACAGAACAAGUGGGCGACUUUGUAUGAUGCCAACUACAAGGAGCUGUGAGUAGAGAUGGUGCCUGUGUAAACUCCUCUGCAUCCUGGCUCAGAGAAAUGGAGCUGAUUUACCUUCAUAUUUGCUCAAGAGUAGCACUGCUCUUAUUAAAUCGCAAGGAGCUGGAGGCUGGUGUAUAUAGCAUGCAAGAAAAGCCUCGCAACUUUGAACCUUUUUAAAUUGCCACUUUACACCAUUUUAACAAUAGUAAAAUUUCAAUAUUGUUUAUAAAGCACUUACAAUUAUUAGGUGCUCUACAAAGUACAUUUAAAAGACAUUUUCUGUAGCCAUUGCUGUACAAUUGGAACAGAAAAACACAGAAAGGGAAAGAAAGAAAUGAGGAAGAUGUGACUAAUAAAACUGCAGCAAUCAGAAACAAGACAAUCAGUUGUGGAAGGCUAUCUUGAAUGGGUGUAUUAUCAACUGAUAAAAAAACAGAAAAGGCACACUAGCCUUUUUGCUCCUCCUUCAACACUGUUCGCUUGUUCAUUGAUUUCUGAAAUCUCAAUGACACUUCUCUCAAAUUAUUGCACCCCCCUCCUUUUACAAUUUCCUCAGGUGUCAUCCUGGUUUUUGUAGAAAUUGCUGGGUUUUAGUCAUUUUUAUACUUUCGGAAGCGUGGCAUGUAGUGAUAGCAUUUGCGCCUCUCCAUUACCUGGUCACUUUUUGACACUUGCCUUUUUAAAAAUGCUGUCCUAUUGUCUGUUUAGAGCAGGGGUUGUCAACCUGGUCCCUACUGCCCACUAGUGGGCAUUUCAGGAUUCUAGGUGGGUGGUAGGGGGUUCUACAGCACAAGCUGAAUCACUCCUACCAUCAAGCACUGGUGGGUGAUAAGGAAAUUCUUACCACCAAGAAAGAUGCAUUAGUGGGCGGUAGGUAUAGAGAGGUUGACUACCCCUGGUUUAGAGGGAAAGGGUAAGAGUGGUUUCCCCAGGAGCAGGCACUCAAGGGUUAGGGAGAGGGGAGUUAAGUUUCAUCAGCAAAGGUGACCCCUCUUAAGAAGGCAGUCCAUUUUGAUGCUUGUGCAGCAAAAUAAAAUAAUAUAUCUUUUGGCUUCUGGAAACACCCCGUGUGAAAAACGUCAAAGAAUUCUAACUGUAGAAGCCAAAACAAAGGGAUGAAAACAAACAAUGGGUGAGAAAAUGUAGGCUUGGGAAAUUGACUGAUAAUGGAGAGAGCAUAUACCUUUUUCAAACAGAUAAAUGAUAAGUUGAAAAGGAGUACACAGAGAAAGUAGCAAACAGGUUGGAGUACACUGGCAAAGCAAAGGCAAUCAGAAGUUUAAGGAAGGAACUAAUAACCAUGAUGCAUGCAUCAAAGAUGAAUAUGAAAGAAGCAUACAAAGUGGUGUGAUAUCUUUUAAUUGGUCUAAUAUCUGUUGGGGUUUAGUCUAGUCUAGACUACUAAAAGAUAAAGGCAGCAUCUCUUAGCUAGAGCCAUGUUAUGCUGAAUGAUGAUGGUCAGCAAGUGUAUACAUGGCGUUUUAUAGGCUAACAUAAGCAAAUUACCCAGGGGGGAAUCCUAUGUGGCACAAGCAGGUGCCCGCUCCUGCAGUGGGGCUUCUCCUUCCACCCCACCCCCUUUGCAGUCCAUCACACAGCCCCAAAAUCUAUACCAGAGGGUUGGAGAGAAAAUAAACUGGAAGUGGGCAGACAAAAUAAGAACAUAAAAACGUGGCCCAUCUAGUCUGGCGUCCUGUUCUCACAGUGGCCAACCAGAUGCCCAUGGGAAGCCAACAGGACACCAUUGGAUGCCACCCAUAAGCUCUUGCCUUGAGGAGCUUACAGUCUGAAUCUAGGUGAGAAUUGUAAUGGUGGAAAGUCAAUAAAGAGAGAGCAGGAGACACCGGUAACCAGGGGUGGCCAAUGCAUGCAAAUGUAGUUGCCUGUCUUCAUCAGAACAGCUCCACCAAUGUACAUUUUAGAUUACACAUCCCAAAAAGUGGGCUUGGAAUGAUUUCUGGGAAUGGUAGCAGGGCCCAGCUCUGUGGCCACAACAAUAACUUUUUCCACCUAUGUAUAGCUUGGUUUGACUGGGAGGAGAGGUGGGAUUCACAGAGGAAAUGUUGAAGAAGGAAUGUGCUAGAGAGAGGGACAGAGAUUGGAGGGGCAGGAACGUGGAUAGAGCGAAUGGUAAGAAAAGAGCAGCUAGAAGUGGCAUUGAAAAAGGGUUUGGCAGGGACACGGGGAAUGUAAUCAAGCAAAGAUUGUUAGACGCGGGAAGCAUCAGAGAUAGAGGAAACAAAAGUGACAGGGAUGGAGGGACUUUAAACAAGGUUGUUUUUAAUGGUUUUAAGAUGCCUUGGGCACUGAUUUUGAGCCCAAAGACAGUGUAGGAUAGCUCAGUUGGGAGAGCACGAGACUCUCAAUUUCAGGAUCAUGGGCAAAAGAUUCCUGCAUUGCAGGGGGUUGGGCUAGAUGACCUUUGUGCUCUCCUCCAAUUCUGUGAUUGUUAUAUGGAUAAGAGAGCCUUGAACAGCAUGAAUCGGAGAGCUCAGAGGCAGGAUAACUGUCAAACUCUUGGUGACCACCUAAGAUGUGCCUGGGAAGCUAUGGCAGCCACGUAAGGUGAGAGCAAGAAGCAAAUGAACGCAGCUUCCAGGGUGAAGGAGAGCCAAACGUUCAAGGGGUGGGGGAGAGAAACAGCUGCAGAUCCUCCCUGCAUUCCACAAAGGUGAUAGAGAACUGGCAAGCAGUCAGACAGAUUCCGGGAAUUGCCUACUCUCAAGAACGCCCCGCCCCUGGGUUUCUAUGCAGCCUGUAUCUCCUAUUUGGCCCCAUUUUGGGGAGAGAGGGAAGGGCCUUUCUUGUCUGUGGUACCAAAUAAAAUGAAAUGAUUAUCUGGCUUCAUGAGAGCAAUGUGGAGAGAAAGGGCCAGUGAUUUACAUUCAAGCCAGCUGUGGGAGGCUGCCCUUGCAUGGCCUAGGAUGCCCACGCACAGCAUCAUUGCUGAGGGCUGCCUUCUCAAGGUCUCGCAGAAGGUAAUUUAUCUGCGUUCCUUCCCUGUGCGUAUAUAAGGGGAGUAGGGAAAAAUAUAUAUUUAUUUAUUGCUCCAAAGGAACAUACAAAGAGGCCAAAGGCAUGUCUCGCCCAGUAUCCUUUUCCCCAUUGUGGUCUACCAGGAUAAGCGGUUAAGCAGGCUCUGAGAUGCAGAAGCAGAACAUGCUUCCUCUUGGAGGUAGUAUAUAUUAGCUGUCUUGGAGCAGCCACUGAUAGCCUUCUCUUUCGUGGAUUUUUCUAUUGCCUUUCUACAGCCUUCUAAAUUGGAGACCAUCACCACAACAUGUGGAAGCAAAUUCUGUAAUUUUAACUCUGCACCAAGUAAGGAAUCACUUUGGAUUGUGUCCUGAAUCUCAUACUCCAUUUGAGUUCCGGUAUAAUUUUGGCAGUGUGGGGAAGACAAGGUUGCACUGAAGGCCCCCAGCCUACAAGCUACCCAUGUGUGUUAUUGUAAUGCCUUUAUAUAAAUGCAUGGUGUAACUGUACAGCAUUUGGAAUACUAUGCAAAGUUCUGGUUGCCUCAUCUCCAAAAAAGCGAGAAGAAGGUGCAGAAAAGGGAAAUCCAGUUCGUUAAAGGAUGGAACCACUGCACUUAGAAAUAAUUUUUGAGGGGACAGGAUAGAGGUUUAUAAAUUACGUGUGGUGUGGAGAAAGCAGAGACAGAAGUUUCUCUCCCUCCCGCCCCCAUCACUAUAUUAUUCAUUGUUCUCACUUCGGCAUGACUUUAUUUUGCUGAAGGAAUUCUCUCUCAUUGCCUCCAGUCUAGCUGCUUCCUUGACAAGGCUCUUUAACCAUGGCGGCAUUCCUAGAGGAGGAUAACUAAAAAUGACUUGGCUUUCAACAUAGCCAUUUCCCAUUAACCUUCCAUGGGCUGCAGCACAUGUUCAGCAACAUCCCCUGUUCUCAGUGAGGUGAAAGCAAUAGUUUUUAUAAUAAUUAACUUGGGUAAUCUCUCCCUCAAUGAAAACCAUGUUGUACUUUUACAAACUAGAGGCGCCCAUCCUCCCUGUUGCAGCAGAAAUAAAUGCAGAAUAAAACAUUUUUUAAAUAAAAAAUAUACCUAUACUAAUCCUUGAAUUUCGCUGAGAAAAUAAGCGUUUGUGGCCCAAGUUUAUCUAAAUGGAGAAAAAUAGGUUGUGAAGCACUCAGACCACAUGAUUUGCACACUCUACAACUAGGUAGCUUUUCCUCACCAAUUCCCCCCUCCUUUUACAAUUCAGAUUUAAUAAUUUUAAUGAAAGAUACCAUUUUGAAAAAUUGCUUAGACUUUUGAAGGGGGCGUCACGCAUUUCAUGCCACAGUGAUUGUAAUAUUUAGGCACACUCUCCUCAUUUACAAGGUGGCUAGGAUGUGCUUUGGAAGAACAGGACAUUUUUUGGAGAUCCUGGCUUUAAGACAAAGUGGAAUAUAAUAUGUGAGAUGCCUCUCUUAUCUGUGGAAAAUGUAGUGCUAUCUGUUGCCAUGGGCAUAGACAUCUGCCUCGUAAAGAGGCCUCUGUGCAUACUGUUACCCUCCUGUGACAGGAGCAUGGCUCAUUGCGUUUCUGGGGGUGGCUAACUUUCUGCCCUUAUCUCCAGUUCUGAGUUGCUACUGUCCUCCCGCCCUUGCCUUUUCAUUUUUACCUCAUAACUCACACUCAUUUCUUCAUUAUCUGUCCUUGAAUUUCUCUGCAUUUUGACCCAAUACAUGUUUAAACAUUUGUACACGUUUUGUAAAAAGAAAGAUACGGGCUUUCAUUGGAACAGAUUGCGGCCCUUGAUUCGUGUUGGAUUUGCUGAGCCAUUUGUAAAGGGCUGGGUAGCGAAAGUGGUUUGAUUGAAUGGCGGAAGCUGCCAGUUUUGUUCUCUCAAGUUUCAGUGGUGAAUGGCUAGAGGCCCAGUACAAUUUCAGUGGCAAACAGAAACCAUGUCUAUUCUAGCUGAAGAGCCUGAGGUGGAAUGAUGUAGCUUAGAACUGAAGAGGAAUGACCGUGUGUCCACUUUUUUUGUGGGGGGGGGGAGUGGAAGGGGAAGAAUUUGGCUUUUGGAUAGGGCAGAAUGGCAAGCACUGUAGGAAGGAGGGAAUGGCACAAUGAAUCACCAAAAAUGUGAUGGAAAGGGGAGAGAGGGGGAGAGAAAUUCCUCUCAUACUUUCUGGCUAAGGUAGCUUACUCUGUGACCACCAUCUGGUUUUCGUUCAGGGCACAUCUCUGGCAGCUCAGGGUCCCCCCUGUUGCUAUGAGGAAGAAUUAAAUGGCUCUUUAUAGGACCUGCCAGGUUCGCUCAACCCAAGGGUGCUGACAGCAAACAGAGUUUAUCCAGUUGCUGCUGGCAUGUCUGUGGAGGAUUGUCGGCAUGUGCAUGGCCAGCUUUGGACCUCUGGAGGCCAAAGCAACUUACUGAAAUGUUCUUCUUGCCAUGGCCACACACAGAAUCCUGCACUGGAUUUUGAAAUUCCUGGCCAUCUUGGGUUCUUCUUGUCUAUCCCACUUGUUACUGUGGUUGUUUUGAGCUUUGACUCUUUCAACAGUUGCUAGCCCUUCCUAUUUUCCACAGUCCCUCCUUUUUCCUGUCACGAUCAAGCCCCUUGGUUCAAGUCUUCCCCUCUACAGCUUUCUGAAGCCUAAGGAGUUAAAGAUACCAGCACAUACUAUUUAUCUGUUAAAUAAGACUUCCCAACCCAAACAGACUACAACUCCCACUAGCCCUGGUCACCAUGGCAACGCUGGCUGGCGCUGAUGGGAGUUGUAGGCCAAAGCAUCCAGAGAUUAAGAAAGACUCUGUUGAAUUCUAGUGCUAACUGAGCCCUCAAAAACUCAUUGAAACUGUGCACCUUAGUGGCUAAAAAUAUAAAGUUUCAGUUUUUAUAGUAGGAAGUACAGACCCUCAGGAGCUCUGUGACUGACCAGCUUGAUAGGGAGCCUCUUCUUACACUUGGGCCUGUAAAGAAGUACUGUAUUUUGCGCCCCAUAGGACGCUCCGGCCCAUAGGACGCACCUAGUUUUUUGGGGGGGAAAUAAAGGAAAAAAAAUUUAUUUCCCCCCCAGGUGCGGGGCUGGAAGAACUAGGUCGGGGAACAGCGGGAAGGCGCGCUCUGCCUCCCCGCUGUCCCCCGAGCUUGUGGGGCUGGCGAUGGAGGGGGAAAAGUGCGUCCUAUAGGGCGAAAAAUACGGUAAGCCCAAAUGAAAUUAAUGGGAGUGUUUUCUUUCUCAAAUGAGAAAAAUCAAAUUUUAAGGGUGCAUUUCCUCCAACAAGUACUUAAAAUAUACCGUAGCUCAAUCAUGCCGGCCUGCUGAAUUCGACAGCAUUUAUUUGAUUUUAUUUGAUUUGCACCUAUUUGGUUGCAGUUUAUGUUCAUGUAUAUUGGUCCGUGAGGCAGAGAGGCCUUCCCCACAGAGCAAACCAGGCAUAUUGGGAGCUGUGUGUAUGCGUGCCUGUUGGCAAAGGCCACAUAUUUUCAGUGUUUCCAUGACAACUAGUCCAUUAAGGAGACAUAGAUUAAACCUCCCCAGCUGCUACAUAUGUUGCUUCUCCCUUCUUAUUUGACACUCUGAGCUGCUGCCGCUUUGUAUCCUGAGUACAUACACUUCAGUCAUUGGGGAGGAGAUGGGGGCGGGGGCGGAGAAAGAGUUUGGAAGGUGUAAGGAGCAACUUCAGGUAGCUCUGUUUUAAGACUUAUGGCAGUCCAGAAUGAACCUAGCCUUGCGCUAGGUUUCUCACGUGGAAAUGUCUUCAGUGGCAAUUUGGGUGGGUGGGUGGAAUCUAGUUGAGGUGGGAGAUUUCCAAGUCUCGGGAUGAUCAUAAAUUGCUUUACCAGCGCUAGCAAGCAAUGCCAACCUAAUCAGCUGUUAGUUGGCAGAUCUGUAGGAAAACCAAACAAAUCAAAGCAGAGCUGCUUGCUUCAUACUGUUUACUUUUCCCCCACCCACGGAGCAUUGCCAUUUCCCUUAGUUGAAGAAGGAACAAUGCUAACUGACAGUGGUAAUUUUAGGAUGAGAAGAGAACUUUUUGCCUGUUUGUAGCUGUCAAAUAUCCUUUGAUGUUUUCUCUGAAACUAUUAAGCUAGCAAAUCUGGGACUCACAUGUUGGGAUUAGCUUAUGUUGUCACAUCCUCACUUCAAACCUAGUUACAAAUUCCCCUACCCCAACAUACAACCUCAAAUCCAGGGUGGUGUGAUGGACAGAGUGGUGGAUGGACCAGAGAGAUCCAGAUUUACACACACACCCAUUUAGCCAUGCAACUCUAUAGGUGCUGUUGGGCCAGCCCACUAUCUCUCAACCUAUCCUACUUCAUUGUAUUGUUGUAGGGCAGGGGCAGGGAAUCUCAUGGGACCCUCCAGCAUCUCUGUUUGGCCUUCUGGAUUCUACCCAGGUUGUCUCUGAAAAUUGUCCCCUAUAAGCUGUUAUUUGCAUUGGGAGAGGAGCCCAAACAGUUUAGGGUGCUUUGAUAAACAACCCUGUAACCUAAACUUUUUCAGGAUAGGGCUGGGUAGGUUGGCUCAUGCUUCAAGAAUGCCUGCUGGUGAUGCCUUAUGUCCAAGCUGACAAAUUGUGUUAUGGGGGGGGAAGAGAUACAUGGUUACCUUCCAAAUGUUUAUCGUUUCCAGGCAAAUGUUAUGUUUGCAGAUGGCAGAAGAAGUAGCUUGUGCAAUUUGUGUCUGUAGGAGUGAGAGUAUCUGCAAGAAAAUAACUUGAUUGACAUUGAAUGUUCACAUCUUCUCCCUUUGUGACAGACCGAUGCCCACAUACCGGGUGGAUGCAGAUAAAGGCUUCAACUUCUCUGUGGGUGAUGACGCUUUUGUGUGCCAGAAGAAGAAUCACUUCCAGGUCACGGUCUAUAUUGGUAUGAUUGGAGAUCCUAAGUAUGUCAAGACCCCCGAAGGCUUGAAGCCGCUUGAAUGCUUCUAUCUGAAACUGCACGGAGUAAAGGUAAUUGUGAAGAUGGGAAUAUGCAAUGGUUAAAGAGGUGGAGCACAACCUCUGUUGAUACCAGCAAUUAUGUGACUUAUCAUAUCUAUGAAAAACUUAGUGUAUUUACUGCGCAGGUGGCUGUGUAUGUGACUUGUCAGGCCGUGUGUUUGUGCAGUCUUAGCUCCAAGCCAUCUUACAGCCUGAGUGGUUGCAGUGGGAGCUGACGCUUUCAAAACUGGAGGUUUGAUAACAUCAGUCUUUUGUAAUCCUUCAGUGGUUCAAGAGUUCCUCAAGGCAGAUAACCCCACACUCAAUUAAUUUUGAGUGUGCAAAAUGUAUUUAUCCCAGGACACCUUACAAUGCAAUUAAAACAAAAACAUGAAAAUAGAAUAUACAAUCGCUAAAUUCAAUAAGCAGAAAAUCUAAUCAAAUAACUACUAAAACAGCAGAGUUAAAACUUCAUAUUCAGUGUUUAAAAUGUAGCAUCCUUCCAAUAUGCCACUGGAUCUGAAUUUAAGCAAAGGAGCACUCCCUCUGCAUGCAAGUAGAAUAAUAGUGACUCCAUUACUAAAUUUGUGUGGUUAUUUUCAUAUUGGGAUGCAGCAAAUAACCCUUUUUACUUGCUCCUCUCCUACCUCUCCCAGGCUUAACAGCUGGAGAAGAGGGAAUGCAGAGCAGUACACAUACUGAGUGCCAGUCACCAGGAUGUCAAAUAAUCUAUCUGCAGUGUUUCAAAAUAAAGAGGUGGCUGCUUGUGGGAAUACAUGAGCCUGGAAACACAUCAUAUUGUGCUCUCUAAAACGAGCCUGGUUCUUUUCUUUUCAGUUGGAGGCCUUGAACCAGUCCAUCAACAUAGAGCAGUCGCAGUCUGACCGCAGCAAACGGCCCUUCAACCCUGUCAUGUGAGUACUGCUUCCAUUUGUGGGCCCACCUCCAAACCCUCACGUCUAACACAUGCACACACCUUUGUGUGAGCAGUCCAGAGAAGAUUAGGCACUAAAAAGGGUAGCUUGGACAUGGCGGCUCCUGCGCAUUAAUCUGACUUCUGCUGGUGCAUCGUAACUGGAAGAGGCUCUUCUUCCUACAGGCGGUGUUGCCUCUUGCACUACCUCUCCUUUCUGAGUGUGCUGCCACCUGAAUGCACCUGAAGCUUCCCACCCAGGCAGUGCCUCAUUGAAAUGGGUGGGGAUUUAAGUGCUUAGCUCUGUUCUCGUGCCACUGAUUUCCCUGGAAGUUUAGGUGCGCUUAGACACUUCGCCUGAAUGCAGAUUUCCUCCCCACCAUGCAUCCCUUGCGUCCUCAAUUUUACACACUUUGGUUGGUCCCAUCCAGGUAAAAGAAUAUGCUUUAUCUUUGACACAUGCAGAACGUCAUUUAUUCUUUUUUUAAAUUUUCCUUUUUUCCAGGGUCAAUUUGCCUCCGGAGCAGGUUACAAAGGUCACUGUGGGACGGUUGCACUUCAGUGAGACAACAGCCAAUAACAUGAGGAAGAAGGGCAAGCCCAAUCCCGAUCAGAGGUAGGGGCUGUGUGCUACCUGUCUCCUCCCCUCCCCAAAAAAAUAUGUAAUUAAAGUUAACUAACUAACUAACUAACUAACUAAUAAAUGUGUGUGCUGCCCUGCAAUGUGAACAUUAUUACAUUAAUAAAAUAGCAGAAUAAAAAAUGGUGGGUAAAACUUGCUGCAAAAUAUUAUCACCAUUGAAAGUCCUUUAUUUAUAUAGUUAUAUGUAUAAUUUCAUAAAAAAAUCAAAGCAAUUUACAACACCUUUAAUACUAGGGUUGCCAUAUUUUAAAGUGAAAAUCCGGACACGGCUAUGUCCGGGAAAUUCUGGACAUAUGGCAACCCUAUAUAAUACACGCAAAAAUUAAAACAGACCACCAGCUGAUUAUGUUUUUCUUAAUUCUAUGCAUAAGUCUUUCUAGAUCCUGAAAGAUUAUCUUUGCACUGUGCCUGCGUGGUUUAGAUGCUGCAUAUGCUGAACAAAAGAAGUGUAUAGGCCAUCAUUUAUUUUAGCUGCUAGGCCUCAAAUUAUUUCUUUUUUUUUUUUAACAGAAGAAAGGCAAUGAAUGUAAUAUUGUUGUUGGAAUGCAAUACAUCAGAUUAAGUAUGUAAUUAAUUUAUAAUAUGUUUAUUUUUUACUGAUUUUUUUUAAAAAAUAAAUUGUCGUCAUGUCAAGUUAUGAUUAGGAGUGCAUUAAAUCCUGCAUUUAUCUUCAACCCUCUUUGUUUUGUUUUCAGGUACUUCAUGCUGGUUGUGGCCUUGCAAGCUCAUGCCCAGAGCCAGAACUACACUCUGGCUGCUCACAUCUCCGAGCGCAUCAUUGUUAGAGUAAGUCCCUCUUUUCUCCCUUUCCCUUGCAGGACAUUGUUCUCCUAACUCUGAGCACCUACAGCUCUUGACUUGACUUGAUGGGGAAUUCUUGACACUGGUACCAAACUGUCCCUGAUUCCACAGCACCCCUUGCUGCUGCCCCUUUUCCAUCUGCAGACCCCACUAUCCAACUCCUCCCUGGCUUUCUGCAUCCUCAUUUUCUCCUUUCCACAAAUAAGGCCUUUGCAAACACCAAGUAAGAGAGAUCACUUGCUUCAUGGUUCCCAAUAAGGAGAUAUGGGCAGGAUUGGAAGGUUUAUUGCUGAAAAUGGUGCCCAGGGGCCAUGGAAUGUAAGACAGCUCUUGCACCCUCUGCAAUAGAAAGAGGAAGCCAAGGUUGCAAGUAGGAAUGGUGCAACAAGAUACCAGCCCUGCAGUCAUAUCAUUGAUUGUGCUGUUCUGCUGCCUGGAUGCCACCAUUAAGCUUGCAUACCAGCAUGCAGCCCUGCUCCAAGGCACAGGGCAAGUCAUAUGGCUCAGAUGUUAAACCAACUCACAAUAUUGCACUUGUGCGGACACAUGCUUAAAAGUUCAUGGGAAGGGGAUUUGGGGAGCACAUGAGGAUGACUUAUAGGAAAGUCACAUCUAAUUUCACCUAGGUGGGCACAAGGAACUCUUCCCCAUGUCUCCACCAGACAUUGCUUUGGGCCCCAAUGCGUCAGUUCUGAAACUGAUGCUCUCAAAUGGGUUCAGCUAGUUGGAUGUCUGAGUAAGCAUCUUAAAUAGUCUGGCUUCUUGGAAUUUAAGAAGCAUGAUCUAGGGGGAAGGGCAUAUGAAGAAGUCAUGGGUGGCUCCUGUGCUUUCAGAGAGCCUUUUGCAAACAAGGAGGACACUAGGCUGUGACUUUGUGGUUGGCUGUCUCCGCCCUGCUGCCUUUUUAAGUGCUGUGUCCAUUUCCUCUAGCAAAGGGCCGGUUCGGGGUUAAAACACAAACAGAGGGCGGACGGGGACCCCGGAGUCUGCAGACAAGUAAGUAGCAUGCUGAACUAUGCAGUCUCCGGGGUGGAGUUGGGGGGCUCUUUUGUAGAAUGGGAUGAGAGAUGCUUCUGCCCCGAGCAGAGCUUGCCCCAGUCUUGUCAGUGAGGCUAAGGAUCUGUCUGCACUAGCACAAGAAAUGUGGUUUGGUUGCACAUCAGAUGCACAGCUGACUCAUUUAAUCCACAGUGAAAAUGGUGUGAGCACCAGAGUGCUUGUGGAACAUGUCAGAAGCUGUGUCACAUCCAUGGCUGCUUCUCUGUAAACCUGACAAUUUUAUUAUGACACCUUUUAUAUCUUUCCUCUACAUGUGAUAUAAUAGUACUUACGCAGCACCACCCAUUGCAGGAUUUCAUAAGCAAAAAAAAAAAAAAAAAAAAGGCACAGUCUUGAGAAGCUUUAGUCUAAACAUUGGCAGGUGAGAAGGCAGUGUUGUAAGAGGUGGAUUAGGAAUGCAUGUGAGCAAAUGCAGUUAGCUUUUGUUUCAGCUGGGGAUCUUAAACCAAGGGCUUCGUGAAAAAGGUGGGUUUUAAGGUGGGAUCUGAAGGAUGAGAAAGUGCAUCCUGCAGCUGCUUGCUUGCCUGGGCUAAGAGGACUGAUUGGAACACUGAUGCAGUGUAAUAGAUUCAUGAAACCAGGACUAUUUGGAUCUGCCCAAAGAACAGAGCAGCAAAUUUUCAGCAGGACAGAUCACAUUAAAACAGUUGUGAGGGUACUUAGAAUAAGGCUCAUAACACAUGUAAUCGCAAAAGAGGAAUAACGGGAAACAAACUCCAUUUAGUAUUACUUUUUAGACAUAUAACCAGAACUGUGUUAGUGUGUACUUUUUUUAGCUCUGAACUUUUGCAAAUGGUAAAUUUGCAUAGAAUUAAAUAUUUUGAUAGUCAUGGAGAAGUGCAAAGGCCUCUGAGGGACACUGAAGCCCUUGCCACUAGAAGCCCUACAGAAGCUUCUCCUUGGAUUUGGAAAUUUCACCAGACAGUGCCUGGUGAAGCCCAUGAGAGGUAGGAGCUUGGGCGGGAGGAGAAAGAGACCUCCUGAGAAUCUUGAGAUGCUGGAAUCUGCUUCCAUUGUGUGUUCUGUGCAAAUGUACAAAAGCAAAUGUUUUUAUUAAAAAACCUUGGCUUUUUGUGCCGAAUACACACAGUGCUGCUUAUCACCUGCCCAGUCCACAGAGGCUUGGCCAAACGGCAGCAUGACUACAAUGGAUUUUUGUGAACUUUCACGCAGAGGUGAUGGUUAAAUAGGAAAGUGCUAUGUCAGAUAACACUCCCAUUGAGCACAAGGAGUGAAAUUAUACUUCUGUACCUAGCUGGUUAAAAUUCCUCAUUCCUGUGACUGUGCUUCUCCCAUUUUCUAAACUUUCUGAACUCUGGAUAGCAUCACAGUGACUGUCUCUCCUCUUAUUCAGAUGUCCAUAAUGCCAUGAAUUUUGAGGAGAACAUGGGAGGGAAAGGGGGUCAGAGUUUGAGAAUAACUAAACCCCCAGGUUCAGCUUUGGAACAGACUUGCAUUGUGAAAGUGCAGCUCUGAACUGCAUGAAAUAGUGAUAAAGAUGGAUGCAUAGGAGUGUUUGCAGAGGGGUGUUUGUGUAAAGCACGAACAACGAGCAGAAUGAAUCAGAUAGGAACAUUGGUGCCUAGAAAGAGUUACAUGAAAUUAGCUGCUGAAGCCCAAUUGUAUCAGAUGCAAAACUGUGUUUCUGUGCAAUUUUUAUUGACCCAGCAUGCACAUAAUACCGAGCCAAAUUGUGAUUUAGCAUGAACGUGUGUUCCCAGGGAGGAUAUUGUUGCUGCUGUGCUCCUUCUCCAGUCCUGCUGCUGCUGCACUGCUCUCUUUUCAGCCAUGGUUUGGUUAAGCCCUUGUCAGGAGCUGGACUCGUAGUUUGUCUCCUCAGACAAUAUGCUAAGCAGGCAGGAGCAAGGGCAGUGGAGGAGCAAAGCACUUAGGAUCUCCUCUCCAGGAAUCCGCACAUUUGCAGUAAGCUGUGGUUUGGCUUGGCAUCACAUGGAAACCUGAGCCAUUGAGCCCCUACAUCAAAUAGUUCUGCUUCCUGGACUUGACCCAUGUGCAAAAGGUCCUUUUCCUGAGAAGCCACAAUCUGCCCUUACUACAUUUGGGAAUAGGGGCCAGGGGUUUCCAGACCAGGCAAGCUUAAGCCCCAGAAACAUAUUGAGAAAAUAAGCACCAUCUGAGAUGUUUGAUCCUCCUGUUCUCUCCUGUCACUCUUGUGCUGGCUUUGCCAAUUAGCUCAUCACACAUUUAUCAUCACCAUCACAACCCUCAUGCAAGCCACCCUGUCACUUCCUUCACAAUCCCUUGGGGAUUUGUUUUGCAAUGGUGAUGCUUUGCCUCAUAGCUAGAAUUCCCACACACCCCUCCUGCUGAGAGAGAAAAGCUUGCAACUUUAUCUUUAUCCGUUGUGGGCUGGAAAAGGGCAUUUAUCUCAGCAGGUCUGUAAACACACACUGACUCAGAACCAAGGCUCCUUCUGCUUAGCUUGCAAAGUGAACCAGACAGCCUUCCUCAAGCUGUAAACAACUUACUGUUGUGCAUUUUGUCUAACUAGGCUGCAAAGUAAGUUUUCUUGGAGGCUGUGUUGCUGUCUCCAAACAUGGACAAAAAGCAGUGUGUUCUUAUCCAUGCUGAUGGUCAUAAAACUUGAAAAAAUGAAACUGGAAUUCCCAAAAUACUCUGCAAACCAACUUGCAUUUCAUCUGCCUGCAAAAAUGUGCACUGAGUUGCCUAUAAGGUGUAGUGUGCAAAAUACUUGCAGAGGUGUUGGGCUGCUAAACACUGUGGAGGGCCCUUAUCAAAGACUUGCCACUCUGCAUGAUUUCAAUUGCUCUGGUGGUUUGUUAUUCUGUGCCUGGCUGACUCAUUUGCUUAUUUCUCUUGCCCAGCUUCAAUAUUGGUUGGUGGGCAACAUUUUUGUUUUCAAUGAUUCAGAUCAGUUAACUUGCGCAAAAGAAUUUCCCCCUGCAUUUAGGAAGAGGGGAGGCGACUGUUCUGCAUUGGUCUUAUUCUAAAAACAGCAGUUUUUUCUCCCCAAUAACUUUGUUUCUCUCUACAGUUCUGUGUUGUUGACAUUAAUGUCCUAUGGGCAUCUCUGCCCUCUUUUCUUUUCUUUUUGCAGGCCUCUAACCCAGGCCAAUUUGAGAGUGACAGCGAUGUACUCUGGCAACGUGCUCAGCUCCCCGACACCGUCUUUCACCACGGCAGAGUUGGCAUCAACACAGACCGCCCAGAUGAAGCCUUGGUCGUCCAUGGCAACGUAAAAGUCAUGGGCUCCCUUAUGCACCCAUCAGACAUCCGAGUAAAAGACGACAUCCAGGAAGUAAGAGCUUGGCCCAGCAUGCCUUAGUCAGUAGGAUCUCUGCUUAGGAAAUGCAGUCCAAGGUCAUGAUUGUGGGUCUUAUGGUUUCAGGUGGAUACCACAGAACAGCUGAAGAGAAUCUCCCGUAUGCGACUGGUGCACUAUAACUACAAGCCAGAGUUUGCUGCCACCGUAGGCCUGGAGAACACAUCAGAGACAGGUACAGUCCUCUCACUGACCCCGAGCUUCAUCCUUGCACCUCUGUUGUUCAGGAGUUUUAAUGCUAGCAAAAGUGUCAACAUUCACUUUCACCCAAAUCAGGAUAUCCACGAUUUAACAUAUACCCACUGUUGGCCUGUACUUGGGACCUUCAUAAUAGUGUUUCCUGUCUUUCUGCGAAACACCCCUUAGGCAUACUAAAUUGUAUGUAUACGGUAUGUGUCAUCUGAUCAUUGGUUCUGAUGUUACAAAUAUAUGACACUCUACUUCGAGGUCACAGUUAGUGAAAGUCCCCAGUAUUGCAGGGCUUGGGGGAAAUGCUUUGGUCUUUCGCAGUCAUUGUCAUUCAUAGAAUCAUAGAAUUGUAGAAUCAGUCUUCACUAAGGGAGGCUGCAGGGAGGUUUUCUGCAGCAGACAAAUAAAGCAGCCUUCCCCAACCUAGCGCCCUCCAGAUGUUUUGAGCUACAACUCCAACCAUCUCCAGCCAGUGUGGCCAUGAUGGGUACGACUGAUGGGAGCUGUAGUGAAAAAAUCUGACAGCUGCCAGGUUAGCAGAGGCUGACAUAAAGUGUGGGCCGCAUCCUCCUGCCUGGGAACACAUAUUUGCUUUAUAAAUUGUGAAGCUACCCUUAGUUACUUGCUUAUUUCUACCCUCUCAUAGGCUACAUUUGAGUUGUUUUCUCCUGCAGCAUAUUUUAUACAUACAGUAUAUAGCUGGAGGUAUGUGCAUCACAGAGUCCCCUACCAGCAUUGGUCUAAACUCCCUCAUACCUGAUCCUAGCAGGUGCCUCUGGGAUUCUAAGGUUGCAUUUAUAUUUUGUGGCCCAGAGCCACUGUGAUGCAUGCUUCCCAUUUCUGUUCAGGUGUCAUUGCUCAGGAGGUGAGGGAGAUUCUCCCAGAAGCAGUGAAAGAUACUGGGGACAUGGUCUUUACCAGUGGGAGGACUGUAGAGAACUUCCUAGUGGUGAAUAAGGUGAGUGGAGCCCUUAGAAGAGGAGGCAAGCAACAAACAGAAAACAAGUUUGAUAGGAAUGACAGACUCUUCGGGCAUCAUUCCCCACUCUAUAUAUUUUUAGCAAAACCAAAGCCAAAGCUGAAAUUGGGGGGGGGGGGGAGAGAAAGAGAUUGAGAGAUAUUUGUUCAGGGUUUUCAGGCCACUCUGGAAGAAAAAUUUGAAGCUGGGGAGCAAGGACUGAAAAUGCUUCUUUCCUUGCCCUCAAAGACCCAGACCCUCGGGCACACAGAGCAGUCCCAGAAGGCAGCCCUCUGAUGACCAUUCUGGUGGGAGACACAGGGGGGUGUUAAGUAUCCAGGGGCAAAGUCUAAGGCAGAAAUCCUAUGUAGGUUUUCUUGGGAGGAAACUCCAUUGAAAACACUGGCAUUCUUUUCUGAGGAAACAUGCAUAAAAUUGGUCUGUUAACUCGGUGAUAAGUAGAUUAUAGGCAUCAAAGAGCAAUCUUUCUGAGAUGGAGGUGCUCUUGCCUUUGCAUGGAAGGAGCGGGGUGGAGGCGGCAGGAGUUGGGGGGGGUGCGGUUUGAGGUUAGGGAAUGAUUGUACUUCACCAAAAACUAAGGACAUAAUGUGAGGACCUGAGCACACCCAAAGAGAGUGUUUAUUUUGUCCAUGCUAGGAGCGCAUUUUCAUGGAAAAUGUAGGGGCUGUGAAAGAGCUUUGCAAACUGACUGAUAACCUGGAGACCCGGAUUGAUGAACUGGAGAGAUGGAGUCAUAAACUCGCCAAACUCAAGCGACUGGACAGUAUGAAAUCAACUGUUAGCUCUGGAGCAUUCAGGUACCACAGAGACCUGUGUAAAAAAAAAAAAAGCAAAGAGAGGGGAGUAAAUUUAAUAUUCUAACGUCUUUUCAGUAUUUUCAACAAUACAGCUCUGAGUAAAUGGGUUGGUACGCAGGCUGCAAUGAUAUACACACUUUUAGGAAUAAAUUAUGUUCAGCACAGUUGAACAUCUGAGUAAGUAAGCAUAGGAAUGCAUUGGUAGAAAAGCAAAAAGAACUUUGACGUAUGCUCAGAUACGUACUCAAGCUAAAAAACUUGUUCCUCCACUGACGCCUCUUCUACCACACUCAUAACGGGAGGGCAAAUAUUGUGAUCCCUUCUCCUGCCUCUUAUGGUGCCAGAAGAAGUAUUCAGUUCAGGCCUCUGAACAGAGAGUGUCCCAGUGAUUCAGAAGACUCUGUCUACUUAGUCCUCUCCCACAGGAAUAAGAUCUUCAGCUAGAGCAAGCAUCUAUACUCUCUAAAGAUGACUUUCCUGUAAAUCUGCAUCUAAAAGUCCCAGUUUAAAAAUCCGUUUCAGAGAGUACUCUGUUUUCAAAGAGGAAUAGUGAAAGUAGUAGAAACCUUCACUAGACACCCAGUAAGUUUAAAAACAAAACAAAACCCAAACUGUUGUGAAUGACCCAUUUGCUAAUUAAACCCCUCUCUGGUAGCACCCUGACAUUCUCCUUCAUAUAAGGACCCCUUCGCUGCACCUUAUUCCCUCCCACUUGUGUUGAGUUUAUGCCUGUGAACCAGCUAGAUACCUAUUCCUUGGCAAAAAACAAAUAUUGACUACUUCACAAUCCUAUAUUGGGUUAUCGCCCCAUUCUCCAGAAAGCGGCACCAAAUUCAUUGUGGUCCGUGCGUAUACGUGCUAAAAUUAUGAAAACAGAGUGUUUGUUAAGAAACAGAUUGGUAGUGGGAGAGGGAGGAGGAGCAGAAUGAAGUGAAAUUAAAUAUGAUAAGGAGUGCUGAUCUGGGUGCAUCCUAACUUUCUUUUCAUUGUAGCCAAGCAGGGAGUCAGUUCAGCCGUGCAGGAAGUGUGCCACACAAAAAGAGGCCCCCCAAAAUGUCCAGCAAGGUAAGAAGCCUUUGUAAGGGAGACACAUGUUGUAAUCUGAGCUGUGAUUGCUCAUGUGCAUGAGGCACGUUUGUGUUAUUGAAGCUGGUUCUGGCACUUGAAAGGAGACACAGCUGCUGAUUCUGUAGGCUGGGUUUGGGGCUCUUGAUUGUGCAGCACCUCACCAUCAUGGUGUGCAGAUGGAAUCGAAUGGUUGCCUUUGAGUCCCACAAACCAAGGUGUGUUUGCUGAGGCUGCUUGUUAAGGUGUUGGGUGAACGUUAGCACAUACAAAUUGAAAACGCUUGCACGGUGAUAUUUAUGGUCUCCGUGGGCUGAGAACUAUUUUUGUAUACAUGAUGCAUUCCUUGAUCUGAUUUUUUUCCUGGUGUCUGAGCUGACUCUUGCAUUCCUGCUUCAUCCAGCAACCUUCCCUUGUGAAUAAUUUGCGUUCUGUUUCCUCUUCAAAAAGUCUGCAUUUUCAUUGCAUUUCAUAAUUCCUUCACCAACUCAGGGUUCUCCUUUAUUUCCUUUAUUUAGUAGCCUUCUGAAAUGUGGUACCAAAGCCUCCUCAGACAUCUUGGCUCUUUCUUGGGGAGGGUGGGUGAACAGUUACCUGAGGGUCAGUGAGGAAGGGGCACAUUACAGCCUGCUAUCCCCAAAAGAACGACACAGAAAGAUCAGAAUAGGAAUACAGGGAUAACUUUCUGAUGAAAUUUCUGGUGGUUCUCUUUCCCUCCCCUUUGUCUUGUGCAGUCCCCUUCUGUGGUCACGGACCAAGCGUGCAUCAGCCAACGUUUCCUUCAAGGCACCAUCAUUGCCCUGGUGAUCAUCAUGGCAUUCAGGUUGGUGUCUGCACACCUGGGCUGUUUCACACUCAGCAGAUGAGUGGUGCACAGAACUGAGAAUUUGAACCAGGAAGAGGGCCUUCUUGGUAGUGGUGCCCGCCCUGUGGAAUGCCCUCCCACCAGAUGUCAAGGCAGUGAACAACUAUCUGACUUUUAGAAGACAUCUGAAGGCAGCCUUGUUUAGGGAAGUUUUUAAUGUUUGAUGUUUUGUUGUGUUUUUAAUAUCCUGUUGGAAGCUGCCCAGAGUGGCUGGGGAGGCCCAGCCGGAUGAGUGGGGUAUAAGUAACAAAUUAUUAUUAUUAUUGUUGUUGUUAUUAUUGGGGGGGGGGCUUCUGGCCUGUGAGUGAAUGCUUAUCUGGUUAUGCUUAUCUAGGGGUGGGCCAGUUUCAUCCCAAAUGAAGGUGAAGCGAUGAGUGCUUUCUUCUUAGCACUGUGCUCUUGUCUCUUGAUUGUUGCCAUAGAAUCACAGUGAAAUGUACCUCAGUCAUAAAAUCCACCUAUUUUAGGUUGCAUGUGACAAAAGUGUGGAUAUAAUUUUCAUGAACAUGGCUGAGCCUGUCCAGUGUAUUGCUGGUUGCUACAACUGCACUGAUGGCAACUGCAGUUAUUGUCCUGAAAUCAGAAGAAAAUUAAGUGAAUCACUUUGCAGUAAAGUUGAAGAGCCUGGACUUUUAAAAUUUAUUUUCCCUCCCUCCUCCCACCUUUUUAGGGGGUGAGGUUUGCCACCACAUUUUUCAAAAUAAUCGCAGCAAUAAGGAGAACUAGAAGCCUGUUUUUGUUUUGUUUUUAAGACUAGAAAGCGGCUUUGUUGGAAAUUUGGAGUUCUGGUGUCUCCUCUUUUAGUUGGCAAAUCCUGUAUGUUAGAUAGGCAGCCAUGGGAUGUCAUGCAGAAACUGAUCUGAUGUGUUUCCUGGUAUUGUUUGUUUUGUUUUGUUUUGUUUUUUACUAUGGAUUCCUGGCUACCAGAGUCCACUUGUAAUAAAUAUGAUUUCAAAUCAAAUUGCACUUCUGGGUGGUUGUUCUAAGGCAAGUGCCCUUUCUAACCAUAUUUUACUUUCAAACUGACUUGGCGAGGUAUGCCACUGAGUAUAUGUACUCUUUGAUGUCCUGUGGAGUAAAGAUUUCCCUGGACUUGAGUUAAUCAUACACACAAAGGCUGACCUGUUUGGAGACAACUUCCUUUUCCUCCCUGAAAUAUUGAAAGUUUAUGUUUCCAAAGGCUCCGUUUCUCUUCUCUUCUCUUUCGCAGCGUGAUAUCCAUGUCUACCCUCUAUGUGCUGAGCUACCGCAAUGAGGAAGACGUUGUGGAUAUAGAAGGGUAUGUAGCUCCUUUUCCUGCCCCCAUUCCUCCUUUGGUCACUUGCUUCCUCAGAAGGGAAUGCAUCUUCCUUUCGAAAUCCUAAGUAGGAAAGUGCACAAUCAUGAAAGAAACCUUCAAACCAGAAGAGCGCUAGAAGAUCAGAUAUGGAAAAGAGUGUAAGAAGGUGUUGAGAAGACCAGAUAUGUUAUCUAGAGGGGGGAGGGUGUCUUAAAGAAUCUCUAAUACAGCUGGGGUUUGGGGCUGUCAGCUUGGUAAAGAAAAGGAGCACCUUAUAAUAAACACUGCCCAGGAGAUGAGUGAAACGGAAUACAUCAAAGCUGUUUCUUGGAAAUAUAGUCCCUGAGGAAAUUUUUUAUUUAUUGUGAUUUAUGGAUGUGGCCCCGAGGGAAUUGAUUUAUUUAUUGUCCCUAAGGGAAAUCUCUUUAUUUAGGACUGGUUUCAGCUACCCCAUUCUACUAACAGAAGCCAGGGCAAGGACCCCCCAGCAGUGCAAUGAGACUUUCCCCUGCUUGCACUCCCCCAUGCCCCUCAAGAUCCACUUGGGAGGGUGGGGAGAACCCCCAAUGAGUUUUCUGGCUGAGUGGACAUUUGAACCCUGGUCUCCCAGGUCCUAGUCGGACACUCUAUCCACUAAAUGGCACUGGCUCUCCCAUAACCACAACUUACUGGCAUGAAUUGAGGGAUUCCCAGGAAGUCAGAUUCUAUGCCAGAUCUGCAUGGUGAAUACACAGAAAUACAGAACUAUAUAGAGAUGCAUGACUCCAAAUAUGUGUUGGCUAAUUUACAGUAACUGAAGGUCAGAGUCUUGGGGUGGGAUUCACCAGUGAGUCCCAUCAGCACAAGCCUUAUGUGAGGGUGUCUGCUUGCACAACAAGGUUGGCUGGACCCCCAAAACUGGGUCUGGGGGGAUUGGGAGAACCCCCAGAACAGUGCUAAAGGAAGAGAAGGGGAUUGUUCUGUCCGACAAGCUGCAGUGAUUGCGAUGACUGGACAUUCACCAUAGUAUGGCAUUGAAUUCGGCCCAUAGGGAAUAAGCAUUCCAAGCUUCUUUGUCUGUGCGUACCCAGAAGUUUUAGAUGGUUCACACCACUGUAGGGAUACUUAUUCCUAAAUAAUUGAUUGAUCUUUCUCUUUCCCUUUUCUACUUGUUUUCCUUUCUUUCCAUUUAUUUCUCUCCCCACCUCUUUUCUCUGCCCACCCUUCCUCCUCAUCCAAAUCACCCCUCCUUGUGACUUUUGUUGUCUGUGCCUUUCAUCCCUCCCCCCUUUGUUUUCCUGUUGCCUUGCAGUUCUUUUGCUGUGCCGACCACUUGCCUCCUGGCUCUCUUUCGGCACAGGGGUCCUGGCAUCCCAGUUGCCCUGUGUCCACGGUAUGGUCCUUCUUUUUCUGUAUUACUGUUGAUGUAAAUGCUGCAUCCUUUCUGAUGAUGACUUGUGUUUCCAUGCCACCCACUCUUCAUCUUCUGUGUUUUUCUUUUUCUUUUUAAAGCUGCCUAUAUUUUAGUACUCCUCCUCCUAAACAGAGCAGGGAGACAGACAGAGAGAGAGAGAGAGAGAGAAUGUAAGAGCUCAGCUGGAGCAAGUGGAAGACCUAUCUAGUCCAGCAUUUGGUUCUCACAGGGGCUAACCAGAUGCCUAACUAGAAGUGCCACAGGCAGGACCUGAGUGCAACAGCACUCCCACACUUGUGGUACCCAGCAACUGUCUCUGACACUGAAGGUAGCACAUAGCCACUGAUAUCCCCCACAAAUGUGUCUAAUCCCCCUUUAAAAGCAUGCAAGUUGGUGGCUGUCACUACAUCUUUUGGUAAUGGAUUUCAGAGUGUAGCUCUGGGCUGGGUGGAGAAGCCCUUUCUUCUACAUCUUCCAACAUUCCAUUUCCUUGGAUGACCCGAGGCUCUAGCAUUAUGCGAGAGGGAGAAAAAUGUUUCUCUAUCCACUUUUCCCACACCGUGCAUAAUUUCAUACACUUACUGUUAGGAUAUUUCCGUUCCACCUUAAAAGGGAGCAGGCUUUGUGAGUCAGAGUCUGCGUAUUUCCUGUUCACAGGAUGUUUAUGUUUGCUAUUGCUUUCAUUUUCUCUCUCUGUGUCGUAGACACUAAAGCAGGCAGUCAUGUUUUUCUGUGUUCUGAUCAACGCUGAAUAAACUUGUAAAUAAUGCUCUCCUGAGUGCAACUUUUUGGCUGUGCAUUAUCUGCUGAUAGUGUGCAUGAGCUCUGGAAUUUGGCAAGAUAUUUUCUAGAAACUCAUGUCGCUGCGUGCCUACGGGAGGUCGAUGGAUCGUCCGGCAGACGGCUUGGGGGCCUUGAUGGACUUUAUCUCCCUGGCAGUAUCACAACACUUACAUCCUCUUUGACUUGCCUUUUUUCUAAACCAGAAUGUCGCAGAUGUUGCGGCCUUUCCACACAGGGGAGUUACUCCUGUCCCUUCUUCAUUUCACUGUUUGAAUGAACAUUCUGGAGCCAAGCAGGGCAAUGAAAUUUAGGCUGAGAGGGAGCCACUUGGGUGGUGCAGUACCUAAGCUGGGAAUUAGGCAGCUGAAAGCACAAUCCUAACCAUGUUUCAUCAGAAGUAAGCCCCCUUUUCAAAUUUCAUUGGAAUUGAAUGGCAUUUCCCAACCCCACCCUCACCCUGGAAACAAUUUUGUUGUUGCUGCUGUUGCCCAAAACUCUCACAGCAUGAAGUCUACAUAGCAGCCAGCACUGCAGCAGAUAGCUAACCUGCCUCACCAGUGAGGGAAAAGAAAGGCCUAAGGCUUUCCUUCCUGUGCAUCAGCAUAGGGAACAAGUCCUCAGGUUGUGGAUGGAAGAAUGUCUGUACUUGCAGAAUGCAGUUUACAACUACAUAUAGAUACAGCUGUGGGGGGGGGGGAUGACAUCUAUAGGCACAUAAGGUGGCAAUAGUGCUUCUUCAAUUGAUAUGGACUAGAGAGAGAUCAGGGCCCUGGUCAGAAGCCAUUUGUCAGAUUCUGAACUUCUCUUUCCGUCUCACCUUUGGGCAUUUGCCAUCCCUGGAGUAGACUGUCGAGAUGGGAGGGUUGUAAUAGAUACCUGGCAGCAAUUUUAGGCUUUGCCUGAUCUGUUCACCCAUUGACACUUUGUCAAGGUGUCCUCCUUUUCCCAUCCUGCUUUCUGUCUUGCUUUCUCCUCCCUGUCCUCCUUUCUACAGCCUGUUUGCACCCUUCCGUUCCAAACCUUGAUGUUCAGCUGCCUCAUUAAUCCAUCUCUUUCUGUUAGCACACAUACCAUUUUUUCAAUAUAUAUGUAAAGACUUCAAGUGACAUCCCCCCCCCCUUGCAUUCUAGGUCCAGUCAGAACAUUGAUAAGAAUCAGAUUAUGUUUUCUACUGCUGCCUCAUCAAACACACCUGAUGAUGCUUCCCUUAAACAGCAUGGUAGGUACCAGUUGUGGCUGUCUCUGCGAAAAUGUCUCCCAGGCUAAGCCAGUCAGAUGUUCAGCUGGAAAGUCAGGCAUGGGGAACGUGGCUGGUCCCUCUUGUGUGUUCACAUGAUGGGCAGGUUGAUCUACCAUUUCACCCAAGAAGCAGCUGUCCCCCUACUGCAGUAAGCUUCAUUUUUAAAGAAAAUCAGCACUACACAUCAUGGGCAGCUUCUGCUCACUAUUAAUGGCGAGGGCCAAUGUAAUACAUGCCAUCUGCUAAUGGACAAACUCAGUCCAUGUGCAUGCAGAAGGCCUAUAUUGAAAUAAAUAAAGUGGUUGCAUGAACCAGGCCUUACAAUGCAGGAGGUUAUUGUGUGUUGCUCUGUCUCUUUGUCAUUUUACUCUGACCUACAUAGAACUGGUGCUGGUAUUUUUUCAUUAUUAUUAUUAUUAUUCCUACAGCCACAACACAUGUGCCUGAAUCGCUCUAUGACUUGCCUGCCCAUAGCAUAUUAGUCUGUUUCGACCCGCCUUGUUUCUCCAUGUGCUGUUCUCCUUUUCUGAACACCAUUCCAAACAACAUAUCUUCUGAUGCAGCUUCUGAGACUACCACCCCAGCCACCAACAACCGGACAGGUAAACGCUGUUCUGUCUUGAAGACACAAUUCAGCUUAGCAAUAAGGCAUUUCCGCUCGCCUGACAGAAUGCUGUCCCCUUUCCUCCCCCUGUGUGCUUCCACAUGAAAGGUUUAACUAACUCCUAUACCUUUAUCUGAUUUGCAUUGGAUUGUUUCCAGAAGUUUGCACUUCCUGAACAUAUAAGGUACAAUGAUAACUUAAUGUUGGGAGGGUAGGUAUAAGUUUGGUGUAUGGAGAAAAAGUAGUGAGGAUUCUUGCCCUCACAUCAAUUUCAAAGCGCAAACCAUAAUUCUUUUCUCAUUGUUCUACCUUCACAGAUCAAAGCCUCAUGUCACUGCUGCCAGUGACCAACAUCAAAGCUAAAUCGAGGGGAAUCACUGGCAAGGUGACUUCCCAUACAAAGUGGCCAAAGACCUCUGAGAGAUCACGGGGCUUCAGCAGCCCCAAUGCCAGCCCAUCCUCCCCCUUCACCCACAUCCAAGGCAAGUCCAAAUACAUCGCCAACCUCCCAACACGCAACAGCUUCUCCCCUGGGCAGACACGGCAGCGGCGCAGCACCAUCAGCCAAUCAGACUCCGAGGAGCCCAGCACAGGAAGCACCAGCCAGGAGGGUAAGCAUCCCCUCUUUUCCUUGUGACUGUUUGCUGUAUAUUUAGACCUUGACACAGGAUCUGAGCACAGCAGCACACUGUGCACCUGCAGUUUCCAGCAACUGGGAUACUGCCUCUGACCAUGGAGGCAGAGCAUAACUAGCGUGGCUAGUAGACAUCAAUAGCCCUGUCCUCCAUGAAUUUGUCUAAUUCUCUUUUAAAGCCAAGCAGGUUGGUGGCCAUCUUUGCCUCCACUUCAUGACCUUAGAAAUCCCUUCCAGCAUUGUUCCCUAGCCUGGUGCCUUCCAUAGGUUCUUGGACUCCCAGUUCUCAGGAACCCCAGCAGCUGGUCAGGGAUGGUGGGAGUUGUAGCCCAGCAACAUCUGGAGGGCACCAGAUGGACAAGGCUGUAUUAUAUAGCCUUAGGAGCUCUGAUGGUUCUCCGAACACCCAUGACUUGGCUUUGCCUGCCAUGUAGAAUAACUUUCUUCCCUGUAUGGAUGCUUUCCCCCUUGCAGGAAAAGCUCCUGUUCUCCAGUCCAUUUCACUUGUAGAGAGCAACGUGGUCAUCACGCCUCAGGCCUGUGCUGCUGGUGAUGAAUGCAGGUGGGUGAAGUGCUGUCCUGCCAUAACCUUUGUUAGGCCAAGUUCUCAGGAGACUGGGCUUCUCCUAGGGGGGAAAUGCAGGCAGCUGAUAAAUGAACAAGUCAGGAUUUCCCCAUGCAUUAUCUUUAUUGUCACGCCAAGACCACUUGCGUAAGCUGGUUUUGUGUUAAUAAUCCACAUCAUUAUUGGAUGUGGAUUCAUGUAAAGGAACAGCGGGGAAGUUUGGACACAGGCAGAAGGCCACGUUGAGGUGGAAUGCUUCUGACCGGAAUCCUCAAGUUGCUGUGAGAGAGAGAGACUGUGGAUUUACUGGGAAGAUAUGAUCUUGCUGGUAGUGCGCCUGCUUUUCAUACAAAUGGUCCCAGGUUCAAAUCUCUGGUGUUUCUAAUUAAAGGUGUCUCUGUUAGCAGGGCUAGGAAGAAACUCUGCCUAAAACCUUUAAAGUGGGCGUGGGGGAACUUUCUCAGCCGCAGGGCCACUUUCUCUUCUGAGCACACUUUUGCCAGAGGCAAAAGCAUGUGGAACAACUAUUGUAAAUGUUACCUUUCUACAGUAAGCUGGUUUCUACACACACCCACCCCUCAUCCCCCUCUGUCCUCCCUCCAGGCAACUAAUAAAUUUUAUCAGAGUUCAAGAACACAAUCCAGGCAGGCGUGAACACUCACUGAGGGUGCAGAGUUGCACUGUUGAGGGGCAUGAACAAGGGAGAAAGGGAUGUGGCAUGGGGAGAGUCACAGGGGCCAGAUAGAAUGGCUUGUGGCCCCCAGGUCAGAGGUUCUCCACUCCUGCUUUAGAGAGUCCCUGCCCUCUCAAGAGCAAGCAAUACUGGACAAUGCUGGAUGGUACAAUGGCCUUCCACAGCCUAAGGCUGUUCUCCCAGCUGGGGUCCAGCAUGAUAUAACUCCCCAGGGAUUGCAUUGGAUUAUGAGCUGGAGGAGUCGGCGUGGCCUGGUUCCAAUGGGGAGGGAUACAGCUACCACAUCUAGAGGCGGCUGCUACAUGUUAUGCUGUCGUUUUCUGUCUCUGCAUAUAGGACGGGGAACAUCACAUACCGCAUCCCCAUCAGCAAGUUUACUUCGGUGAACACAAAUCUUACUCUGGAGAUGAAGUGAGUAAGAAUUCCAGGGAAGACAAGGGGCUCUGGGGAGGGGUGCAGCCUCAAGUGACAUUGCAACGGUCAGCAGCCAGCUGAAUAUCAGGUGGGAGUUGUGAGCAAGAAGGACUCCAUCAUGGUCUCCGAACUGUAGGUGGAGAAAGCAGAAGAACCCACAAGCAAGGAACUUCUGUCUGCUGUGUGUUCAUCUGUCUCUUUCUUUUCACGUCUUUCACGGCCCUGAACCAUGGUGAAGACAGAGGCAGGACAAAGGAGAAGGGCUUUAGCUCAGUGGCAGAGGGAUAUGCACAUUGUUCCGCCUUUUGGUUGUUUUGAGGUGCUUGCACUAUAGGGUAACAACAAUGAGAUUUUAAAAAAGAAAAGUAAAACUGGUACCACCGUGGUAUGAAAUUUUAGGAGGAAAUUACGGGGCAUGUACCUAUUGUAAAUGAAGCAGUAUGACCGCCGCAAUUUUUUUGCAGGCGCAAAUGGUAUUUUAGGUGCAAUCAUGUAUAACCACUCCAAUAGCACAAUGAGCAUGAAUUAUGAUGAAUGCUCAAUUAAAAAGGGUGUCUUUAAAGGUGCUGCAGGUGAGAGUACCAAAGUAUGACAAUGUCGCGUAUCAAAACUGCUUACCUUGUUGCCUCCACUAAACAUCCUCCUCUGCCCUUUCCUCUCUCUCCCAGCGCCUCCUCUGCUGUGUCUGGCUAUUUUUGUGGUUUUGCCUCCAGCAACCCAUGUCAGCACAACACUGUGAACGCGGACAGCUUCUCUGAUGCAGCAGGCACCCAGGUAGGACCACAAAGUAUCAUGGCUGGCAGGUGCUUGCCAGUUGCACCCCUAAGUUGCUGCUUGUAAUAGAAAAGGAAACUGGUGUAUUUAGUUUCUGCACACUGUUGGGUGAAUGCCCUUUGGAUCCUCUUUAAGGCCGCAAUCCUCUACUCACUGAACUGUGAGUAAGGCCCACUGAAUUUCUGUAUGUAUAGUAUUGUGCUGUAAAGGAGAGAGGUAGAAAGAGGCACACCUGUCAAGGUUGUAUGUGAAGGCUUUCCUGGGAGAUAAAAAUGCAUAAACAUACAUAAGUAAACCAUCUUCAUAACAGGUCAUCAUUGGCUUGUUCAGCUAUUUAGUGCUUGGCAUAUGGUCUACAUUUUUAACCACAUGUUUUUUCAGAAUAACUGUUGUCUCUUAUUUCAGAGCAAAUCUGGGGCAAACGGCAUUUGACCUUAACUGCAUGUUUCUGUCAUGCCCUUGAGUGCAGGUCUUCACCUCCACCCAAUUGCUGGCAUGGGGAGCAAAGAACUGAAAUAGCCCUACCACUAUGUAGAACCCUGAUAUAAUAAUAAUAAUAAUAAUAAUAAUAAUAAUAAUAAUAAUAUAUUUAUACCCCACCCAUUGGGUGGCACUGUGGGAUAAACCACAGAGCCUAGGACUUGCCGAUCAGAAGGUCGGCGGUUUGAAUCCCCGCGACGGGGUGAGCUCCCGUUGCUCAGUCCCUGCUCCUGCCAACCUAGCAGUUUGAAAGCAUGUCAAAGUGCAGGUAGAUAAAUAGGUACCACUCCGGCAGGAAGGUAAACGGCAUUUCCGUGUGCUGCUCUGGUUCGCCAGAAGCGGCUUAGUCAUGCUGGCCACAUGACCCGGAAGUUGUACACCAGCUCACUCGGCCAAUAAAGCGAGAUGAGCGCCACAACCCCAGAGUCAGUCACGACUGGACCUGAUGAUCAGGGGUCCCUUUACCUUUACCCCACCCAUCUGGCUGAGUUUCCCAGAUUACCACCAUUCUUUGUAGAAAAAAGCCCACACAAGGGCAGAACUACACAGUUAAGGUCAUAUGUAGUUUGACCUUCACGGUUCAGUAAGCUGCAUUUUCCAGUUCAGCAAGAUCUUAAUUCUGUGUAUCCCCAUCCCAUAUUCUCUGCCCACUCAAACCGUGGCUACAAGAGAGGCACAGCACCUGGCAGUGGUAGGUGGAGUACUGCAUCUUGCUGCCUGUUUCUCUCACAUCAAUUUUCCACUACAAAGAGGGAACAGAGAGCAAGGUGCAUUAGCUCUCUCUCUAGCACAGGCAAGAGAAAGAGGUCGUUUUAAUCCAGGUAUGGUUUCUUUUGCUUCUUCCGUAGGGAGUAACAUACCAUUGGCCUGUGGUGAUGAUGCCGUUCCAGGAGUUCACCUAUCACUUCCGAUUUGCUAAACCUGUGAGUAUAAGUACCUGCAAUAUCCUCUCCCAACGUAACAGCCUUUAGAUUCAUCCUUUAGAGCUGGGGGGGGGGGUAAUAUCAAAAGAUGACCGAGUCAGAAAAUUUUGUCAAACUCUCCUUACCCAAAUAUCUGAGUGUUUGCACCCAGACACAGGGCCUUGGAGAUGCCUCUUGUUGUUGUUGGCUAACCUUUGUUCUUCUGUGACAGUUUCCAUUUCCCUUGAACCUUCUUUUUCUUCCUCCCACCCUCAUCACAGGGCCAAGCAAACUGCAGUACUGCUGUGGAGCAGAUGGGCUCUCUCUUCACUGACUAUUACUUCCAAUUCUACUGGCUGUGUGAGUGA